This is a messenger RNA of Porites lobata, 47688 nucleotides long. NCBI's taxonomy places the organism in Eukaryota, Metazoa, Cnidaria, Anthozoa, Scleractinia, Poritidae. The record is from the annotation of a GenBank genome assembly.
UUGAAAUACGUGUUAUUUAGCGACAAAAAGUUUGCUCCUUUUUGAACCGCCCAGAAUCCGUGUUGGAAGUAUUACAGUCAUUACACAUCUUAAAGAUAACUUUGGUGAACAAGGCAUCAUUUUAGGUGAGUACUUUUAAGAUCACUAGACAUGAACUGAAACUAAUCGAAUGUUUACUAGAGUAGAUAGAUCAGUUGGAGAGUCAUUGAAAAUGUCUCAGUGCUUGAGCUCAAACAAUUACGCACUAUCCGAGCUUGUAUCUAGAGAAAGUGAAAGUCGUAGAAGAAACUUUUGUUUUGUCUUUCUAUGUAAAACCACAAAGGUGGAUCAUGUGAAGUAGGCCAGUUCUUUGGAAAUAAAUUUGAAAUUAAUCUAUGUUUGAAUUUAAGGCGUGGAGUUGGCCACGCCUGAUGAAUUCUGAAAACAAAAGGUUCAACAAAGAAGAGACGCCAUGGUAAAUAAUGGUGUCUUUCAUUGGUAUUUCUCUUCAAUCGUGUUUAAAAAUAAAGGAAUUUCUCUUGAUCGAUUGAUCCUUGGCUUUGUAGCCUGAUUCAGUACUCUCGUGAACGCGAUAUUGCAUGAAAAACGUACCGAUAGUGUACUUUUCAAUCAUAGUUUUAUUGUCAAUCAAGGCUUCUACUUUUUAGGCUAGGGAAGUAAACGACACACGGUUUCAAAAUAAAACUAAUUUCACUGAAGAUGAAUGAAAGAUGAUGACUGUUACCAAGUUCAUAAAAAAGAAUUGUAAAUUUUGUCAUUGUUGUGAUGUUUUGAAGGAUAACUAAGUCAAUACAGGUGGAUUGUUUAAGUAAACAAAACUAUACGCAGACACGUAAAUGAAUUAUAAUGGAUGCGACAGUCUUCCUAUGGAAGGGAGGGAGGUUGGAGUGUCUUAAUCUUGCGAGCUUGAAGGUAAUCCAGUCGAUCUCUUUUUGCAAAUUCUGGCAACUCAGUUUGUUCUUUUUAUUGAACGAUUCACCGAGCUACAUACAUUGCUUUAUGCAAAGCAUUAGAAUCCGCUCGUGUGCACGUGUGUGUUAAAGUUUCUAUAUUAGUCCCGUCAUGGCCUGCUGCCCCUAUUCGCAGGUAAGAGGUAACAGGUAUUGACAUUCUUGUAUAAUAGGUAAAAUUUAGCCUGCGUAGCUGGCGGUGUUUUUUUUGGGGGGGAAGGGGGGUGUUCUUUUAUUGUUCUUUCAUGGUUCCCAAAGUAAGAGUUUUAGAGCGGCGCGUAUGCUGAACCUAGGUCGAAACAGAAAACGAUCGGGAGAGGGGGCGUGGGGAGAAGGCAAUGGAUUCUCUUACUUUCCGAACCACAACAGAACAGACACACUAAAAACAAAAAAACAAAAAACUGCCAGGUACGCAGGCUGGGUAAAAUUCAGUCCAAAAAAUUUUCUCGGUUAAAAGUCCCUGCGCUGUCCAUGUGGCAUUUUGUGGCAUUUUCCAUGUUCAAGUGUACUCUAGUUUCUGUUCCUCUGUAGAUUCGAGUUUAUCAGUUUAGCAAUUGGUUUACCUCAAUAAUAUCUCAAAGGGAAUUUACCUAUUUUGUACAUUCUCGAGUUGGCACCCAUUAAGUAACAAGUUCGUAUGCGCAUGCAUUUCCAAAUUUAUACCGAGCCCGUGUGGAAGUAGUUCAAGACUGCGAGCAAUUUUCUGAUAUUUUUGUCAUGCUCAAAAUGGUCAAGGUCGCACGUACGCGGAGUAAGUAGCCGCGACCGCCCUGCACGGGCACCGCCUGACAAUCAGGCGUGCUUUUCUCGAAAAAGCCGAAAACGUUUCGGACCCGUAUAAUUGGCCAGAAAGCUGUUGUUGUUUACAUUCAAGAAAGAAGUUUCAAUAAAUGGGCAGAUAAAAUUAUAAAGUCUAUAAAACUAUCAGUUAACAAAACAAAAUGGGCUGGUUAGUUAACUAGAACCAGCGCGUCUUUAUUCUUUAGAUUUUGAUUUGAACAUCUGAUUUCGGGUCGGAAAAGUUACCAGGACUUUCGAGAGACGGGGCCCAGGCCACAAUAGAUGGGUACGUCCCAGCGAGAAAAUAAUGGGAUGCCCCUCUCGUCUCUCACCCCCAGCCGCAGGGGCCAGUGGCCAUUCAACUUAAAGGACUAACAAUUAAAAGGUGCUGGUUAUUGUAAAUUUAAGAAAUAUCGCCCCCAGAGCAGCCCUGGGGAUGAAGUUGUAGUCAUAAGUUCUGUAAGCGAUCCCACCUAUUUUGACAUGGUUAUACCUUAGACAUUUUGAAAGGAUUUUGCGGUAAGGUAUAAGUGAAACCGAGCCUGUGUUGUAGCCUUAGACGACAAUCUGUUUGGCAGUUCGAAUUCGAGAAUUGUCUUUACACAGACGUUAUCAUGCUGUUUUAUUUUCCCACGAAUUUUGGAAACGCGAGAAAAUUAUUUUCAUUUUCCCACCCGCAACCCCUUGCCCUAGGGGCCUAUAAAUUCCCCGCGGUUUUUAUUUUCAUACGCACGCUCGGAAAACUCUAGAGAGAAAAGGCAGUUUUAAGACUAUCUGUCUGGAGCUUUGUUGCUUGUGAUUAUCACGGACUGAGUUUUUACCGCACUCAUUAAAUGAACACAUUCUUAAUUCUUUCAUGAAGUGGUGAGUGUUAAAUUUUAGUACCCUAGCCCUUGACUACGCCAAAAUACACUGGGUACGAAUUAAAAGCCCGUACUGUCCUGUCUAGAUCCGGUCUACUGUUCUUUUGCUGUUCAGUUCUUUAUCAACUUAUAUUGUGUUUUUCUUUAUACAAGCUAUGUCUUUGUGCGCAUGCUAGAGAGAUUAUCCUGCAGUUGUUUUCACAUUUCUGCGAUUGAAAACUGUUGUUUGCAAGCCGUCAGAUCCUAAUAUAUGGAAUGCACAUAUUAUGCGUCUUCGUAGAAAAACUGCUAUAAAAAAGUGCUUCUGACGACUGGCAUAAGAAUCCGCUCGUGAAAGCAAAAGCCCGCCUGAGGUUCGUGCACUACCCUACAAAUCAAUUUGAAUCCAAAUCCAAACCUACAUCGAAUCCCAGAAUGACCAGAAUGAAUAUUUAACUUGAGUGAGUUUAAGAAUGACUUUGUAGACUCUCAUCAGUUGAAAUACGAUACUAGUGCGGGGAAAAAAAGGGCCAGCGGUCAGCAGUAUUCAGCGGAGAAUCUGACGCCAUCGUCGCCAUUGUAGUUGUGAUUGACGAAGUGGCGAAGAAAUGUUGAGGAAUGUGAGCUAAACAAAAGGUAGGGUUUUCUUGAUUUAGCUCACUUGAACCGCAAAAAAGGUAUAAUUUGUAUCGUAUCGUGUUCCAGUUUGUUGUCUUGCACUAUUGUCGGUACAGCUUCUUGAUUUCUCACUCUCUGAAAGCUUCUUUGUUUUGCCACGAGGAGUUGAAGAUGAGCUUUCCGUUCUAUCCCAGUUUUGUUGUCUCACUAUUGUCGGUACAGCUUCUUGAUUUCACUCUCUGAAAGCUUCUUUGUUUUGCUACGAGGAGUUGAAGAUGAGCUUUUAGUUCCAUCCCAUGGGAAAAAAAUGUAUUAAUAUUCACAAUUUCAAUCUUUACAAACUCAAUGUCCUGCUCUGGGUGGUUUAAUUUUGUAAGCUUAUAGGUCACAUUCAACAAGUCGUGAGUGAGUACAGGUCACUGUUUUAUCCAUUGCUAAUAAAGUAAAACGGUUCCGCUCAAUCUUAAAUAACAUUCUGGAUUGUGAUUAAGGCCACGGCACGGUGACCAGCGCUGUGACCUGUGAGCGCGUGACCUAUAAAACGCACUUGAGACCAGUUUUAGUGAUAAAAUCUUUACGCAGGACGUAAACGCUAUCCUCUUACUAAAUAAGGUCGCUUUAUUUUACGCCAGACGUUUUAUGGUUAACUGAAAAUUGGGUCGUCUUCAAACUCAGGGGAGGGGAAAACAGCGAAAACAGGGAGUCAACCCAAUAGAAGCUAGGAAGACAAGAGGUGAAAAACCAAGCAGAAGAAAUACAGGUUCUUACACCGCGGUAAAUCCAGAAAAUUGAACUGAUUUCGGUAUCCUUUUUAAUAUUGAAGAGUUUUGACGUUUGACCGGGGCCUAAGAUUUAAGCUACGGUAGCGAAAAUGUCGAGAGCAAGGAAAUGAAUCGAAAGAGUGAUGCACGUUCGCGGCACGUGCAGAGUUCUGCUUAUCAUUAGUAAACCUAUUGCAUUUUUUGACCGGUUCUUGUUGCCUUCGCCCUCUUGACAUCUUAAACUUCCUUUUGCCACAGUCAAAACCAUCCCAAAGACGCACCAUUGCGAAGAAUUCCUUGCUUUAAUACACGAAGUAUGUUCCACUGAGAUCAAAUUACUUAAGACUCAGAAGCGGUUCGUUCGUUUUCCAGGGUUUUUAAGUUUAAUCAAGUGUGCUAAGAGGCUUCAAUUUCGUUUCAGUUGGGGAGACGAGGGUGCUGCGGUUCUUCGUUUGGACUUUAGAGGGCUGAGUUUAGUUUUCUAGUCUCGCUGGAUUCUAAUACAAGAGGCGGAGGUGCUUCGUUUUCGAGUUUAAGUUGUUUGGUUUCGAGUUUAGUGGGUUUCGCGUUCUAGUUGAGAUUGUUUAUUACUUUACAAAAAGUUUACUCUGGCUUUCGUUUUUUUUUCUAGUCUCGCUGGAUUCUAAUACAAGAGGCGGAGGUGCUUCGUUUUCGAGUUUAAGUUGUUUGGUUUCGAGUUUAGUGGGUUUCGCGUUCUAGUUGAGAUUGUUUAUUACUUUACAAAAAGUUUACUCUGGCUUUCGUUUUCUAGUUGAAGGUGUUUCCUUUUAGUUUAGGGUGUAAUUCGGCUCACGUUUAGGUUGCUUCGUUUUCGUGUCGAAAUUGUUUUGUUUUUGAGGUGAGGGUGUAUGUUUCGUGACUUCAGGUUCAACAGCUUCGGUUUUGAAUUGAGGGUGUCUUGUUUUUGAAUUUGUGGGUUUCGUUUUCGUGUCUAGCAAGUUUAGGGUGUUUCGUUAUCCAAUUUUUGUUCUUCGUUUUCAAGCUUAGGAUGCUUGAGGUAAGAGCUUAAUGUGCGUUCUUCAUUUCUUCAGACUGGCAUAGUGGGACUGCCGGCUAACAAAUUCUGUAAAAAAAGAGUAGGCUCGAUUUCUGCCGUUCUCUCGAUCGCAAGAAGAGUCUUAUUUCGGGUGAGGCAGAGCGUGGGCUUAUUUCCCGCCAGAACAGCGGCUGAUAACCGGGCCUACCAACGAGUCGAGAGGGUAUCGGUGGAAAAGGAGGCCAUAAAUGUUAGGUUUCACCGAGUUCCAGAUUGUCGAUUUAUUGUGCAAAAUAAUGGUUUUUGAUAAACGAGGUGAUAUAAGACCUUCAGAUAACAUCGUCCGGCCCACAUUGUAUAUGAACAAUGACGAUGUCACGGUUUAGGAAGGCCGUCAGAUAAAAACUAUAUUUUCUCGACAGAAUGUCGCCCAGUCAUCAAUGGCGGAAGACAUUUGUUUGUAGUUUGCGUGAUUAACUGGAAAGGCGGGAUUUUAUUUUAGAAAACUGUAACCACAACACGAGUUUUUUGUUUGUUUUGCUAUAUGGGUGCAUUUUGUUCUCAACGCGCAAAACACGCAAUAUUUUAAACUGGCUGUUGUGUAAAACUAAAAAGCUCCCAUGGACUGUAUGUGAAGCUUGGCUAAGUUUUCGGGCCAUUUAUGACAUAAUCUUCCGGUCUGCUUUUAUGUGGAUACAUGAAUCAAUUGUGACGAAAACAGUGGUAGACCGCAAUCGAAAUAAAGGGAGAUUAGACAAUUCUAGCCAAUAAAGCCUAGAGUAAACCGACUUCAUGACUUGUGAAACGUACUUUAGAGCUUUUUCUCAAUGGCUAUCGUUGUUACACCAUAAUUGGGAGAUAGAUAAAGGGUUAUAAGGUAUUGGCAAUGAUUUUCCUUUUUGUUUCAAACGCCUCUUUUUGCAAAUCUCAUGCUCAAAUCGUUUGUGGUUAAAAUUUUAUGUACCGUUUUUCUAUCACUGUCGAGGAAGGGUCGGUUAAUAUUGUUUAAAAUAUUUGCGUGAGAAAGGAAGAGAGAAAAAAGACAACAAGAUAAAUCUGAUGUUUUCAAUUGGCCUGAAUAGUUAUUAUUCCUAUUAUACAGGGUUUUAGUCUUGCUGUAAUUUUUUUCUCAAGUGACAUAUUUCAACUCUAAUUACUUUUUCGGAUUUAAAUCAAAACAUUGAAUAAUAAAUCCAUCAGAAACCUAUAAACAUUUUUUGUAGGUGACAUCAGUACUAGCACUCAGUUUAAAAACACCAUAAGAUAAUUUCAUAACAAACUUAUCUAGUUUUACAUCACUGUAGAAAUGUUGGUUUGAAGAAUUUUUUCGAGAUUAGACGCUUUACUGCUAAUUUACGAUAAGUUGUGCGGCGACGGACUCUUGAAAAGAUUCUCAACAUCGCCUACCGACAUUAUUUUCCGCCACUUUAAGUAAGUCAACCAUGUCAAACCAUCAAAAUAUAAAACAUAUAUGCUAAUUCAACAGAAAAUUUGUAUUCAAAAGGAAGUGGUUCGACCACUUUGAAGCGAGUUCAAGAAAACAUCAGGGGAGACAAGACCUAAAUAACAGGUAACGUCUUAUCUUUGUCGUAUUGUUUAGCAUGUGAACGAGUUGUGUGAAUGUUUUCCAAAAGUUUACGACUGAAAAAAUUCAGUUGUUAAGUUUUAUGUAGUUAGUGACCUCUAUAAAACUUUUAUUCGUGUCGCGCCAAGUUUUAGGCCGAGUUAUUUUAGGCGGGCAGACAUUGACACGUGGAUUCUGAACAAGUUAGAGAACCUCAAAUGUGCGAAAACACCUUUACCCUUCUAAAACUAUGAACAUUUUCGUGACUAUUAGCACCAUAUAAACAUUGUCAUCGGGUACUAUGACUGCCAACGGCAGUCGCCGCUAACUAAACUGAGUUAUAAUUCAGUUUGAUAAACAAGUGAAGCUUCUCGGUCUAAACCUUAAUUCAAGUGAAGCCUUUCUCGUUGUAGUUUUGGCUGGAAAGGAGUGAGUGUCGCGAGCCUAAAGAAGUGCCAGAGGUGACUUGAAGAGUUUAUCAUAGCAUGGAUUCGAAAAGAAAGCGAUAGAAUAAUCUAGUCGUAGAAUUAAAACAAUUAAUUUUUACGUAGUGUUGCCAUUGUCAUCACGGUUGGGUUAAUCACCAACAACUGAGACCGACUCAUUUUUUUUCUGAAAGGUAUCUUAAUGAAUUUUUCAACAUGAUGCAUCAGUUCUUUACGUUAACAUAAAGCUGAUUCUAACUGAAUUCCUACUCCAAACGAAAUUAUUUUGGGCCUGUGUUCGUUGGAAGUCAUUAUUAUGAUUACCUCAAAGGUGCUUGCUUAGAAGAAACCGUGAGUGUUGGUUUUUGUACCCAACUUUUCUUUGAUGUUAUACGUAUUGGCUUAAGUCUUUCAGCAGUGCGUAGAAUUGUGAGAGAUAUUUCUGUACAUCAUUUUCGUGUUCAAAAAUUGAAUGAUAUUUAACCUUGAUUGAUGGAUGAGUCUAGCUUUCAUUGUUUUAUUUGGUUUCAGAGAAAAAAUUCCUUAAGUGUAACUUUUAACUGUCUUACGUUGCUAAUUAUUUCAGCAUAAACAAACGCGUGUGAAAUCCAUUUGUACCAUGGUAUCUUCUUCUCAAGGUCAUUUAUAUUGUCGAAUUUUUACUCCAUGAAAGGUUUCGUUAUAUAGUCGUAAGUCAGGUUGAAAGCAUUACAUAUGAUUGACAUCUUUAAUUCUACUACUUCUUGUGAGAUCUGAAUUUGCUCACGGAUAUGCAAACUCAACUUAAGUUUUUUAAUUUUGUUCAAAGUCGAAAUUAGUUAAUUAUCUUAAUUUUUCAUGUUAUAUUUUCUUAGUAAUAUUACCUCGGUGGCAAAUCUAGACUUGUUUAAGACAAGAGGGCUAGUGGAACGAAAUGACAAUAUGGUCGUUCAAUGACGCAGAAGGAAAUGCGUGUUAUUAUUUCCUUUCCGCGGUAAAAUACAAUGUGUUGUGCCCUAAUUCUAAAAAGGAUUGUGCCUUAUUUAAUUUCCGAUCCUUUAUCAGUUUUUAAUUUUCAUUAAGAUUAAUACAGUAAACAUCUCAGAAGUUGUGAAAUUUUAAUAACGCAAAAGCUGAUGUUUUAGGCACAAAAAGUUCGACUUAGACGUGAAAAAAAAUUAAAAAUCAAAUUUUGGUAUAGGUUAAGUUAACACUUGUGCAAUCAUAUUCAGUUAUUUUCGCAAUAUGUUUGUUAGCUUGGCAACUUUAUAUUGCAUGAUAUUGUCAGGAAAAAACAUUCUUGUUGCUUGGCAUUUAAGCAUGGGCUAAGGGGAGUUUCUCGCGAAAUAAAAUGGAAUUGCAAUGCAAAUUAGUUUUUUUAGUUUUAAAUUGAGUUUUCUCGGAUUCGGCUGUCUUGCGUUAAUAAUAUAAAAAUGAUUGAGUCAUCUAACAAACAUUUGACCCAUUUUAAUUUCAUAAGUGAAAAGCAGGCCGCUGCAACCUAGGGCUUCUAAAAAGUCCUCCUGAAAAGUCCUGUCCAAACGAAUCCGCAUAUUAUUUUACCCAGAUUUGUGUGGACGUGGCCUUUAUUACUCUGGAGGGUGAUUUUGUUACCCCAAAUCUCCAAAAGCGCAAAAUAAUUUAUGGCAUCACAGGUAGCCCAAGCUCGAAAUAUGAGCAUUGGCGAACAUCGGCAUUAUUGCGUAACAUUGAUUUCGAAAUGUAAGGAUUUGUAUGGGGAAAAAACCUAUCGUUUCGGUAACCUACGAAAAUGAAAGAAUUUCAAUAAAAAAACCCAGCUUAACUUACAUAAAAUGUGUGUUACGUCUCUCCUGGGUGGUCCAUGGCCGAUUUAUGGCGUUUUUAUGGGUUGUACAGUAAACGGUUUUCUCUAUAGAGAGAAAACCGUUUACAGUACAACCCAUUAAACAUGUGUAUUUGUAGAAAUAUUCUCUCUGCUGUUUAACGAUGCCUAUUCUUUUAGCCUUUGUUGUUUCAGUUAGUACACUGUAAUACAGAUCAGAGUUUUGGAGUCUGUCUUCAGAUUAACUGUUUGGUUACAUAAAGGUCCAAGCAUUUUCAAUUUCGGACUUUUUUGGGGACUCAUUGGUUCAGUGUUGGUUCUGGACUGUGACUCGUGAUUUUUCUCAAGACGAGUUCCACGGCUCACCAUAACUAUUUGUAACAAAAUCACUGCUGGACCUCAGCUUGAAAAAGAUUCGGUUUCGAUGAGUGGAACAGCAUCGUGUGGACGGAAGGUCUCGAUUCGUGUAAAAAAUAUUUUCGUUUCCAAAGUAUCCACCUGAUUCGCGUGGACGGGGCCUAAUAUUAAUAAUAAUAACACUUAUAUAGCGCUUAUCCGCAUGCGUUCUAAGCGCUUAAUAUAUAAUAUUAUUUUCCUCUCAAGUUCAUUCCGGUGGGAAAUGUUAUGAAAUUUUUUAUCCUUUUUGUAUGUCGAAGAAGCAAGCAAUCUUGCUUUGAUAACAACUGGCCGUUAUCCAUAAACAUCCUACUUAAGGAUAUUAGUUAUAAAAUUGACGAUAAGCCGUACCGUGAUGUAAAUUCGGUUAGACAAUGAUAUUGAAAUCCCGGUGUAUUUUAGCUUCUAUUACCACACGACUGCAUUGCAUUCUGGAAGGACAGGUAUACAGCAAACAAGCUUAUGGUAUCUCCUUGUAGUGAUAAUCAAGAUUCUUCAAAGACUAGAAAGGCUUUAGAUUACCAGUGUUUUAGGUGUGUUGUCAGGGAUUGAUCUUGGCGCUUUGUUUGCAAAUAUUUGCUAGUCAAAGCGUUACCAUGCGCAGUCAAUAACGGCAUUUUUUGGAGCGAGUCACAGAUAUGAAUUCAUCAGUUCAAAUCAUUUUUCUCAACAACUUUUGUUAGUAUUGGUAAUUACACUGGACCAAUGAAAACAGGCAUGUGAAAGCAAAAAAAAAUCCAAUAAGUUAGUAAUAUAGAUGCAAGCACACGUAACCUUCUGCGUGCAAGUCACCGUUGGGUGACCAGUUGUGGCGCGAAACGUUUCAGCCAAUUAAUAGCAAGCCGUAGCAAUGCAAGACCAGCGGAAUCACGAAAUUUAGUUAGUUCUUUACUGACCACGAGAUCCGAUUAGUCGAUUGUAAAGAUUUCGUUGCUGGUAUUGGUAGCUAGUUGGCCACUCCAUUUGCCACAACAGUACGGACAACUAGCACAGGCACAAUAUUCUCUCGUCAAGAAUGAACCUUUUUUAACAGUAGUUAACCGGUCUAGCGGUAUUGGUGGCACUCAAUUCGAGAGUGCCUCCUUAGUGCUACAAUAUUGUUGAUGAUUUUAAAGAGUUGAAUGCCUUUUACUGAUAUCGAAAGCCUUUCACAGGUUCAAGGUUAUUUCCCUUACAGCAUAGUGUUACUGAGAAAAGCAUCUCACGCAACUUAUUUUUGCUAUUCGGAGAGAAAUCGUAAAUUAUGGCAAAGCUGUGCAAAGCCCUCGGGUAAGAACAAAUUAAUUGCAAUCACUUAAGCUUUUACAAUAUAUCAAGAAAUUUGUUCCAGAGUUGGAAGCUAAGACGUUUAUUUUUAGUAUGGGGACUACCCUAGCCUUUAAGGGUAACGCAACGGUAUUCAAUUUGGUUUUCUAUUCUUUCUUAAGCUCUAAACUUCAAAUAGGCUAAUAAAACUUUUUCAGUUUUUAGACGCACGGCUACACGAUUAACCUUGUUAAAUGUACUUUCGUGUUUAAGUCGAGAUUGUCUUAGCGAAAGUCAAGCCGACAUUUAUCAAGUUUACGGAAAUGUUCUUCAUAUUAUACUUGGUACUCUUCAAUACCUGUCCAAACUCUAUGGUUCUACAUUCUGGGUUGUAAUUUUUCACCUUUCUGUAAAUGUUACUGAUAUAUUCGGUUGUUAAAUGCUGAAAUUGCCGACUGUAGACUGUAGCACGACACUAGCACAGCUUGGUUUCAGAAGGCGAAUUUAAUUCAGUUGAAUAGAACGGCUGUUGCCGAAAACAAAACACAAACUUUAGCAAACUUUUAAAUGUAUUCUAAUGUAUUUAUAAUUUAUGAAUUGAGUUCCGCACGGGUUGAUGUGCAUCGCUCAAAAACGUCUUUGCUCUUAAACUCCCUAAAAAUAAAUAGCCCUAGCCUUCUUUUGUUUGCCCGUAUGUUUACGGCGAGAGUGACUAAAAAAAUUUCACUAAUGAGUUUAUUUGCAAUCCGCAUUUUUGUUCAGUUUUUUUUUAUCAGAAUGUUUUCUUUCAUGAACAGGUUACCUAUCAGGGGAUACAGAUCAUUCAGUAACAGAUGAAACAGAGUCGGACAAUGAUCAGGGCGGUUUUCUUCGCCAUGGCAACAAUCCUUGACCACGUCAUGUGCCAAGAUGGCUCGUUGCUGGUAAAUGGUGACAUUAUCAUUGGAGGACUUGUGCCAAUUCAUACGACCAACUCGGAAAAUCCAGCUAUAUGCGGGGAUUUAAACGAGAGAGUCGGUAUUCAAAGACUAGAAGCUAUGCUGUUUGCCAUGGACAUUAUCAACAGCAAUAAGUCGGUGUUGAAAAAUAUUUCCCUUGGACUUGAAGUCUAUGAUACUUGUUCCAGCGAAAUAGUAGCCCUCGACAGGGCGUUGCACUUUGUCAAGGAUAGUGCAUUUGUUAAGGAGAAACACGCUACGGGAAAUCAUAUUGUACCGGGUGUUAUUGGACCGAGUUACAGCUCCGUGUCUGUCCAAGUUGCACAUCUUUUUCGGUUGUUCCAGAUACCGCAAGUGAGUUUUGAUUCCACGAGUUAUGAACUGAGCGACAAAACGAGAUUUGAUUUCUUCUCUCGCACAGUUCCGCAUGAUCUGUACCAGGCAAAGGCUCUUAUCGAUAUCGCUAAGUUCAUGAAUUGGACUUAUGUCUCAGUUGUCUACAGCGGGGAUUCGUACGGUAUGCUUGGUUUUCAAGCGGUAAAGAAGGAGGCCAAAAGAGCAGGUAUGUUUCUUGUUUGCCGAUAAAGUGGAGUUUAAUCAGUUAAAAAUGUCAGGUACAGAACCGUAACUGGCCAGUUUAAAUAAGUGAAAAAUAUUAUGGUACACAAAUGGAAGCAGUCUAGUCUGCAGAACGGGCGUUGUUUUUGCGGUUUUGAGGUGAACGAAGGCAAGAAAGAGACGGUCGUGGAGCGCGAGACACAUGCGAUGGCAGGGGCGCGAAAAUGUUUUCGUUAAUCGCUCUGAUAAUGAUAACAGUUACAGUCAACUCUCUCUAAGACAGACACCUUUGGGACCGGUACUAAGUGUCCCUCUUAGUAGAAAGAUGUCUGUCUUGUAGAGAGUCAAAUAAAGGGAGUAAAGAAAGGCAGGGACCAACUGUAGGUGUCUGUCUUAUAGAGGUGUUUGUUAAGAGUGAGUCGACAGUAGCUUGGGUUUUGAGAUUAACGCAGUCUGUAUCAGGCGUUAUUCAGAUAUUAGGGAGCUUAAGCAACGACGACGGCGACGUCUACGAGAAAGGCAAAAAAGCAAUAGGGCCAGAUUGGCAAAACAACAACUUUGCACGUGCAUCACACUUAUUUGCACAUUUCUUUGCCGUCACUGCACGACUACGACGUGAAAUUGCCUAGUUUCACGUUUUGUGGAGGGCGUGAACACAAGACAACGAGUUUCUUUUUCUUUUUCUGAACUUUGAUACAGUCUUUUAGAAUUUAACUUCAGAAAAACUGCCAAUAUUUGACGAAUUGAACGAGAUGGAAUAAGUGCGUUACUGCGUUACUGCGCUUUUCACAACCAUGCGAACUCUAAAGUUCAAAAGCCGCCUUCACAAUUGCAUUUUUCGCUGCCGUCAAUCAUAAUUGCGAUCACAAGCAACUAACCUUGAAACACAGAAACACACUAAACGGAUCGAAAUCCACCAAUCACAAAUCACAAACCUUGACCUUUCGUACCCGUCAAAGUAAAGUUUUGUUUUCUAAGAGGUCCGUUAAGAUGAUUGACGGCAGCGAAAAUCGCAAUCGUCAGUUGGCUUUUGGACUUCAGAAUUCGCAUGUUUGUGAAAAGCGCAGUAAAGUUUGAAGCAGCGCGGCUUCACUUUUUAAGUGACGUUUUCGUAGCCGUUGCCGUCUUUGUUGCUUAAGCUCCCUACUAGGGAGGUGAAAGAGAGGGAAACGGAUACUGAAAAAAUGCGAAGAAAUCACUGUAAACCAAGAUGAACUGUUUACCCGGACUAUUUUGUAUUUAUUUUUAAAGGGCCGUUGGCGCCGCUCUGCACUAUCUUGCAAUAAUUAAAUAACUCAAAUCCAAAGUGCUUCUGUAAUGCAGCUCAUAAUAUUUUGAUUUUUUCAGGCAUAUGCAUAGCUGCAACCGAGAAAAUCGAACUAACAAGUUCUGUGGAUGUGUUUCCAUUAGUCAUCGAAAAACUCCUCAGCGAGCCCUCUGCAAAAACCGUGGUGGUUUUCAGUAGCCAAGAACGGCAGAUCAGAAAUCUUCUACAAGCUGCCAAGGACAAAGGACAAACCAGGACAUUCCAGUGGCUUGGAACAGACUCUUGGGGAAACGUGUUAUGGUUGAAGGGACUGGAAGACGUUGCUCAGAACACAAUAACGGUUUUGCCAAAAACUGUUGAAUUAAAGGCUUUUAACGAAAGCUUUCAUAGAUUACACCCGAAGACAAACGUCCGAAAUCCUUGGUUUAAAGAAUUUUGGGAGCGACAUUUUAAUUGCUCAAUUAAAAAUGAAACAGACGGUCAGUGUAGUCAGUUGAAUCUUUCGCUUUCACAUAGCCCAGUUGACAAUCGUGCUGCAAGUGCUAUGGACGCGGUUUACGUGUUUGCCUAUGCGCUUGAUGCCAUUCACAAGCAAAAAUGCCCGGAUGAGAGUAAUGUCUGUGAACGCAUGCGCAACAUAUCAGGAGAAGAGAUGUUGGAGUAUCUUAGAAACGUUUCGUUUGUCGGUGCGAGCGGAAACCACAUCCAUUUUAACGCCGACGGCGAUGUUGAAGGACGUUUUGACAUUUUCAUGUUUACAAAACAGGGAAAUAAGUACGUAGACGCUCAAAUUGGUGAAUGGGACAAGCGACUGAGACUUACAUCAAAUGUUUUAUCGGUAUUCAAACGAUUUACCUCAUCUUGCCAGCCGACUUGUAAAAGCAAAGAAGUGAAAGUGCCUGUUGUUGGAAAGGAAUCUUGUUGUUGGACUUGCCAACUAUGCAAUGGAAGACAUUACAUAGUGAACGGCAGUACCUGCGCGCUAUGCCCUCUGGGAUAUGCUCCAACUUUCGACGGACGAGCAUGCGCAAAAAUAGACAUAGUAUAUUUUGGAAAGGACUUGAAGUUUUCUUUGCCGGCGGCUGCUUUCGCGGGCCUUGGAGUGGUUGCCACGGUUUUUGUAAUCUUUGUUUUGAUCAAGUACGAUAAAACGCCUCUUGUUAAAGCCUGUGGCCGCGAACUAUCUCACAUGCUGUUGAUUGGAAUUCUUUUGGCCUUUUGUAUGACUUUCGUCACCGUACUGAAGCCGAAUGACUUGUCAUGUAUUACCCGGUUUGCUGGCAAUGGAGUUUGCUUUAGCAUAUGCUACGCGUCUCUGUUCAUAAAGACCAACCGUAUUUCAAGGAUUUUUAAUCGCAAAAAUCUUGCAAAAAGGCCGAUUCUGAUCCUGCCAUUUUCUCAGCUCGUGCUGGUAUUAGCCGUGGUGUCAGUGGAGAUUCUACUCCUCGUAAUGCUCUCGUACUUACGCACUCCACGCGCAGAGCUUUUUUAUCCUGAACGCUCCAAAGUUUACCUCGACUGUUCGACUUCCAAUCUGGACUUUAGUCUAUCGCAAGUGUACAACUUCAUCUUGAUCUUCAUGUGUACCAUUUACGCUUUCAAAACGCGGAAAAUCCCCAGCAAUUUUAACGAAGCUAAGUACAUUGCUUUCGCGAUGUAUUCAUCGUGUGUAGUGUGGCUUGCCUUCUUGGCUGUGUACUACAUGGAGAAAUCAUAUGACCAGAAACCUUUGAUUCUCUGUGUAAGCGUUUCUUUGAUCGCGUUUGUUCUUCUAAGUUGUUUAUAUGGACCUAAAGUGUACAUUAUAGUGUUUCGACCUCACAGAAAUGUUCGCAGACAUGUAAACCCAAGCUUGAGCUUAUCUAGUGUCAGUAAAGAGAAGGGUCAGAAGGCAGGAUCGCACGGAUAUGUUGGAGUGAAUCAGAAUGGUGACAACGACGAAGAUGAAAUUGCUGGUAGCAGGUAACGACCUAAUCGAAGUUGCCUCAAACAAUUAUGGGAUCAAUGGAAGUUUCUGGGUAACUGACCACCUACCCCUUCCCUAAGUCUCAAUUUUGCCCUAAGUGAGAAGUAAGUGUUACUGUUGACUCAGGGGAGGGUUAGGUGGUCAGUUACCCAGAAAUCUCAUUGAUCACAAUUAUCAUCCCAUCUAAGGUAAUCCGGAUUCCAUAAUCCCAACAAUUUUUGCAUGUAAAAUCAGGAAUCCAGGGCUUUGGAAUCCGGGAUUCAGCUCAAGGAAUCUGAAAUCUAACGAUUGGCAAGAAAUCUGGCAUGCAGUACAUGGAACAACUCGGAAUCCACAGCGUGGAAUCCAGAAUACAGGAUUACCUUACAUGGUGUGACAAUUGACAAGUGACAGUUUGGUCCGCGCGAAGGUACCUGAAUCUCAAGCCACCUUAGACUCUCGCGAUUCCAUACAGAGAGCUUCCUCAUAACUUUGAAUUUUGAAUUGUUAUAUUUUCUUCCUCAGCGCGGAGGAUGCAGUGGAAAAGAAACGUGAUUCGUCGGAUUCUAGCAGACCUGUAUCUGAACUCAAUACGGAGGAAAAUGGAGCUGUACCUAGUAAAAAACACGAGGUAUUAAUAAGAUUUUAUGUACAUCCACUGCUCGAUACUCUACCAUUCUACCACCCUAUCAAUCGUAGAUUAGAAGGAUAUCUUAAUUAACCUGUUCGGAAUGAGUUUGUGAGUUGGUGGGGAAAGCAGCUUGUCCUGUCAAGCAGUUAGCCCUCCAACCAUCCAGUUUUCGUUCUUGCCUCUAUACAUUCAGACAUCCACCUUUUUAGUGACACAGCCUUCAACAGCUUGCCAAUCAGUCUGUUGGUCAGUAACUCAGUUAGCCAGCAAGUCCUUGAGUCAAUCUGAUUGUCAGUAGGUCAGCCAGUCAUUUGCAGGCAGAGAGUCAAUUAGUUAAUCAGUCUUUCGGUCUGCAACCAUUUAUCUAACAUGUACAGUAGGCAGCCAGUCAGUUGUUCUGUCAGGUGAAGAAUCAAUCACUUAAGUUUUUCUCUACCAAUUUUCGCAGAUGGAGAAACUCAUCAAACACUUAAGAAAAGAGCUAGUUUCCACGAAGGAAUCUUUGCGCACGACUCAAGACCAGCUGCUCAAGCAAGUACCGAACGGUCGAAAUUGGGGUAACUCGAGAGAAGCUAAUUCACCACAAGGAUACAAGAAGUUAAUUAAAGGCGAAGCUACCUCAGGGUGCGUAUGGCAAAUGCCUUGAAAUAAGAUUAUUUGCCAAUAUUAAAGGAUAUACCUCUUUGUUUUCCAUUUUGAUUCCAAAAAUAGGUCAAGUUACCACCCGCACAACAUGAGAUCCCUGGAAAUUUAGUUAUGGUUUACCGACUGCUGUGAUACCUCUUGACAAAAUGACCUUUUAGACAACAAAAUACAUCGUUGAAAUUUAGGUUAAAGUAGUUCUUAUCUGACUAAAAGAGGGCAGGUUUACUACAUGCGCAAUUUAGGAAAAUUACUCUUAGGACUUUAGCAAGUGACCGCUUAAUUAGAACGGACUCUCUUACUGAUACAGGGUUGACUCAGCCUUAUAUUCAAGCUUCUCUGUCGCUAUAAAGACGGCGGGACGCUGAAAAGUUGGAGGUUCGGCCGCCUUUCUUUCCAUCCCAUGAUGCCUCGAGCAUCAAUUGCCUCCAGUCGCUCGCCUCGUCUCUCGCGCGCGGGCAACGAAGCUACUGCGCGUGGAGGAGGCUGGGGAAAACUUGUAUAGGGAAGUGUCCAAUUGACAGGAAAUUUGCGCAUAACAAAAAAAGCUCUGGUGACAGGACGAACUGAGCUGUUAAAUGCUGGGCCUUUUAGACAAGGAUAAGAACCCUUGAGCUGAUUCCAAUAUAGCCUGCGUCAGGAGCCGAGCUGACAGGAAUGAUAUGGUCGGGGGGAACUCCCAUUUCAAAGUGAUGGGGAUGCUUGUCUGAACAGUUAAAUUAAAUCCCUAAGGGAGACCAAUGUGGGUGUGGCUUAAGUUCAAACUGACUUCUUUGUGGUCACUGUCAUUGCAGUGUUUUGUAAAUUUCUUUAUGCACAGCCCUAAGCAAUACCUAAAUGGGAAAUUAAUUAUAUAGUGACUUGCCCGUCCCAAACAACCUAAGUGAGACCAAAAUCUGCACUUUACACCCCUAAACGACACGACGAGCAUCUCCGUCAUUUUUAUAACCCCUCGGGUUAUUUGCCCGCUGGUCCUGCCAGCUACGCAGGCUAAUGACACUUUAUCAAGAAUAACUUUUGUUGUCAUGUAUUCUAACUAUGUCCGUUUUUGUCAGGAAGGCUUUAAGAAAUGACGGAACAAAGAAAGGAAAAGGAAGAACUUGUUUCAACGAAGAAGAUCGUUUGUACUACCAAAGGACGUCGGAUUCUAUUCUCCCUAAAAAGAGUAAAACUUAUCAAUUUGUUUGCGGUAAAAAACCUUCGCCAUCGCAAAGGAAAUCUGCAUCGUCUGUUCCCUCCAGUGACUUUAUAGAAGAAAACCACUUAGGUAAAAAUUCCGUAAGUAAUACAGCUGAUCAGAGUAUUGCGGGUUCAAAUAUUAGUCUUCCAGACAAGUUUUUGCAGCCUAGAAAUCCUGACGUAGAAAUCAAGGGGAGGAGAAAAAACGUUCACGACAGACUUUUGACAGACAGAGACGUUAACUGUAGAUGUAUCAGUGACAUUGAAAAUAGUAUAAACAAUUUGGGAGACUCUUCAGUAAUGAGGAGAAGCAAAUCUGAGUCCAAUGUUGAUACAAGCUCUGGAUCACCUGAACAAAGUUUGUUGCUGGAGGACACGGAGAGCUGGAAUGAUGACAGACAUAUCGGAGGUGGCAAGUGUCUUAGAUGUUACAGUGGCGAGGGGGACAGCAGAGUUAUAUGUACCGCUCUCUGAAAAGGCUUGUGCUUUUUGGAAAGUUUUGAAAGCCGGAAUAGGGAAGAAACGUUGGGUUAAAAUGUCUUUUAUCGACUCUUUCGUGUUGUUGUUUCACACCGUCGUAUAAAGUAGAGAAGUAACACUUGCUUUUCAAAUCACUUGAUCCUCCAAAAUGAAGGAAUCAAGGGCUUCAGUUUUAUUUUCCCCGAAAAUUUUAGAUGAAAUUUAACGUCUUACUAAAAUAAGAAUUUUUCUGAUUCCUCUUCCAUCUCAUUUUUGAAUCCGAAAAUUUUAGGUUUUCUUUUUUCUACGAUAAAUAGCCUAACCUGGGGAGUGAUGAUGUGACAAAUUAAACUUAAGAAAAUCGUAGGGCAUUUAUAAGAUAAGCUUCAAGAAUUGUACAUGAAUGGAACGGUCAUCUAGAAAUCGCCGUCCUCGAAUAAUUAACAGUUCUAGGCAAUAUCUGCUUCUCCGAACAGAUAUUAUACAAAAAACAGUCGUUGGGUGCCCCAGGUGCUAGAUUUUCAUGUAGAACUAAAUCUUCUUGAGACAUUCCUUGCUCUUACCGAUGAGCUUUUCUAUAUACCAAAUAUUGUAAAUAUCCUCUAUUAAGUACUUCAAUUUUCUUCGUCGUGCUUGUUAAUUGACUUAUUACUGUUAUUACUAUUCAGCUAUAAGUGCUGCUGACAAGUUACUCUUAGCUGUAAAUGUUGUUGUUAAGUAAAAUGAUGUUGGUAUCUCAUCGGCCAAUUAAAACGAUCUUAGAAAACGAUCAGUAAAUAUUUUUUCAGUAAAGAAAACAGCGAGUGGUUUGACUUUGAGAAAAUAUAGAAAAAGGACGUCAUUAUGGUGUAAUGAUCCAUUUUAAAAAAAAUCGAAUAUGAGAAACGGGAAUAGAUCACCUCAUGAUUGUACAGUCACAUGCUCCCUUGACGAAAAGUUGAGAAGUGGCGGGGAGGGGGGGAGAGAAUACACAGACUAAUGUAAGUUACAUUUAACUUGUAAGCAAACACCCUUGGGGUCCUAACCAACCUUUAAAAAGACUCUUUAGUGGGGAAAGGGAGAAUAGAAGGCAGCAAAGCGGGAAGGGGCAAGAUCUUCUUGGUGGGUGGAGGGGUUUAGCCCAACCCUCUCGCGUCCUCUCCAAGAAUCGUACUGCAGGCUUAAUUGUAACUGAAGAAAGAAACAACUGCACAUAAACUGCAAAGGACCACAAACGAAUAUGCCGGUACAGGAGAUCUCGUGAUCCCCGGGGGUACGUACUAACGUUUUUAUACGGAAAGGCUCCACCCCGAGGUCCAACCCCUCAUUUUUUUAUACUUCCGUUUUUGACAGAAAAGGUAGCCCUUUCGUAUUCCUACUCAGUGGCAAACGGUACCCCUUUGACAUAAAGUUUUAGAACUAUGCACAUCUUUUAACUGUUGUUAAUGCACUAGCCCUUAAAUAUGCUUAAAUCACAAAAUCAGAACGUCCUCUCCGCAUCGUCCAUUCUAGGUAGCAUCUCACCUUUCUGGGUGGGCGCGUCCGUUGUCCGGCUUUUAUUAACUUAUCCACGAGUGAACAGAAUGAUGAUGAUGAUGAUGAUGAUGAUGAUGAUGACGAUUUGGAGGUAGCGACAUCCUCAAAGUGGAUCUUCGUCUACCCGAUUCCUGAUCGAAUUGGAAUUUGGAAAUGUUGGGUUUUGAGGAGAGGGGAAAACCGGAGUACCCGGAGAAAAACCUCUCGGAGCAAGGGAGAGAACCAACAACAAACUCAACCCACAUAAGGCGUCGACGCCGGGAUUUGACCCCGGGCCACAUUGGUGGGAGGCGAGCGCUCUCACAACUGCGCCAUCCCUUGCUCCCCAGAAGCCGUUAAAACUCAACAGGUCUUGUGUGUGUGGAGGGGUCACCUUAGAGGCAGCCUUAGCGUGAAAGAUUGGCAAAAUAAUGAGUCUUUGAUAAAAAUCAGCCAAAGGCAAAAUGAUACACAGUGAGGAAAAGAGAGACACAAAGUGCCUUAAAGAGGUUCGAGAUUCUCUUAUCUUACGACAAUCAGAGGCAGGUGGUGAGAUAAAAAAAAAAAAACGUUAGUACACUCAAAAUAGGCAAGUAACAGCUUUUCGAGGUUAAUGUGCGCAUUUCAGUUCUCGGUCAAAAUGGAAGAUUUUUUCAAAUUGUUUAGAAAAUGUGGCUCACUUUCCUAACCGGAUAUGGGUUCUUCUGAAAAACUUCUCGAAUCGAAUCCCGGCCGCCUCGUAUAAUGGCCACGAAAUCCUGCAUCCCGUUCACAAUUACAAUCCCGAAUAUCCCUCUUCGUUUUUUCUCGGGGACUCAUGAUAUGGACUCCCGAAUCCCGACAAUCCUGGUAUUUCCGAGUUAGGCAAUGCAAAUCCGGGAUCCCGAAAGACCCAUUGGUUGGUUUGCAAACAAACCAGAUCGAAGAUGAACAACAGUUCUUGAUGUUUUGCAAUGGGUGCAACGUAUUGCGACAGGAGUAUUUUAAAAUUGUAUUUCAUAAUUAAAGGAUGUUGCUUUGGUGAAUCUUACUGCCCAUGACAGAAGAAAAUAUUUACUAACAGCAGAAAAUAAUAAUAAUAGUAAAACAAUAGCGAAAUAUAUUAAUCUUAUGUAUGCCAGGAGCCUCCAGUGUAUCUCAUGGUAUGUUCAAAAAGUGUACAAAAAAUUACUGAAAAUGCAACUUGGUAGAAAAUCUUUGAUUAUUUUUUUGGAGCGUGUAUCAUUAGUUAGACGUACUUAAAUAUAAAAGACCAAUACCUCCAUGUGGAGAGUAAGGCACAAUAAAGUUACUGUAACUGUUACCGUUAUUGGGGAACCUCUGCAAGCGUUGUGGGUUUUUGGUGGGGGAAGGGAGCUGGGGGCUAACAAUAAAAUAUGGGGAUGGGACGGGUAGGGAAACACGGAAGGGGUGGUGAUUUGUCACGCGUCCUAUUUCCCUUCGCUAAGGCCUUUCAAGCAUCCCGUGUGGUGAUAGACAAAGAUCUAAAAAGUGAUUGUAAAUUUUGAGCUCCGUGAUACGAGGAUGGGACGAUGGGACAAUAAAGAUUUCGAGUCUUUUCCUUGUGUCACGUCUUAGUCCAGUGUCACGCAAUGAAGAAGCACUGGCAUUUCUUAUGUCAAUGUUGGGCAGGAGUUUCGCGUCACACUGGAUUGCAUCUAGCCCUGGAACGGACAGAAGUAGAGUAGACCGUGAAAUCGCAAGUCAAUUGUUUCGAAGAAAGCUUAGGAACCGGAAGCUUGAAGGUGGGUAAAAUUUAGAUGUUAAGUGUUGUUUAAGGGUAGAGCCGAACGCUUAUUAGAAACCCCGGAAAUUAUGAAUUUCGUCGCUCGAUCAAACGGAUCGAGCGAAGUACUGGCACGCUCGAUUGCUGCUUACUUCUUACUUGUCUGGAUUUGCAAGGUUCGUCGAUGAAUUUGGGUAUAAACGCAUGUUUUUACCAACGCAAGAGCACAGGACAAGGUAUUCUCAAAGAAUCAAGAUAUGCGACGCUGGCUUUCUGAGUUUACAUUUAAAUCUGCGUUUUAAUAAGGACGUGUCAAUAGACAUCGACAUAUUAAACACUCGCCAACAUGCAUUUGUCAGUGUUUUAUCACGUGUUGUUAGUGUAGAGCUAGGUAUAAGUUCGGUGAAAUUUACGUGUUAUCAAAGCAAAGUCCUCACGGAGCACUCGGCCACAUCCAAGACCUCUAGUGUCUCUGAACUCUUUUACUUUAUAUGUUAUCUGUUAUUAUGCCCCCUUGCGAUCAGUAAAAUGGCCUUGUUUGCGCAAGACAACGCCAACGCUCAGUCAACGCCUGUGGCGACUUCUGAUCACUUCUGUUGACAGGUUCGUACGCGGCGUUAAAUUUGAGAUAAGCCAGCGUUUGUACAGCAAUUUUUGUAAACCCCUGCCACAGUUUGUAUGCGCAGAUCAUCAGUUGUUGGUAUACAAAAUUAUCCCGAUUCGAAAAACUGAUAACCUUUCACUAUGAACACGUUUUUUGCAACACCGCGCAGGUGUAAAGGUACGCUGAUAAAAUUUUAGGGCCUUUUAUAUGUCUUUCAGAAGCUUUGCUAAAGAAAUUGUCCUUUCAAUAACUUCCGCCAAAUUCUGAAAAAUAUUAGUGCCCAGGCAACUUCAGCUAAUUAAUACGCUUUUGUUGUUUAUCGUUCACCUUGUCUUCAAAGAAGUCAAACUGUUAGCCAAAGUCAGAGAAGCGAAUCUUUGCAGAAGUUCAACAUGUCUAACAGUUGCAACAUUUGAUAUCACGUUGACGGGAAAUCGUAUCUACAUAGCAAUAUGAACAAACCUGAUGGGCUUCAUAACCAUUUAACUUUAUUAGGCUAUGUUUUUAAUUACACAAUCUUCACUGUUUAAAUUAAGUGGAAAGUUUCCAACAAAGGAUCCUUUGUUUACAUAUAAUAGCUUCAAAACUUUGAAAAGAGCCGGUCGUUUCUUUGUAAAAGUUAUUUUGAAAACGUUCUAGUGCAUGUAUAAAUUGUCUUAUCGAAGUAGAAGUGGGUAGCUGUGGAGAUUCUUGUAAGUUGAAAUAUCUACCACUUUUCACUCGACCGAUUACUUACUGAAACGUUACUGAAUAAGCGCCCCACGGUUUAAACAUGAGUGACACCAAGGCGUUAUUCAAAUAAGUCACUAUUUUAGACCCAAAAAUGUCAUUUUUUACACCCGUUUUCGGACCUGGCCUCUAAAAUCCAUACCCGUUUUCAGCCCGACCUCUAAGAAGCAGGAAAUUAUGUCAUCAUGACUUAGAUUAGAACAGCAGCAAAAAAGAUUUCUGAAAAUCCACGUCGAAUUCGCGUGUUUCUCUUUCUUUCUUACUCAUUUGGAAUUGAAACGAUAAAUACGUUCAAAGUUGCACUCCCGUAGUUCCCUCGAAAACCAUACCCAGUUCCAGACCAAAAUAUACGGGCAAAGUCUAUACCCGUUUUCCAGACCAUAACGGCUCAAAAACCCCUACCCUCUGGAGCGGUACAUACCUACCGUAUAUGGCUUACAUAACGGUGCACCUCCCCCUCCCUCCCCUCCUGGUUGUUAGCCACCUUUCCUCAGUCUCAGAAAGCUGUUUCGGCAGUUCGGGUGACUCGUUUUCCUCUCAAUGCCUGUCAGAGUAGAAGCUGGGUUUAGAUACCCCAUGAUUAGUGCGAAAUUUGAAAAGCAAAUUUAUUAUUUCUUUUUGUCUACCAUUUGAUAAUUGGAUGUUCUAGAAAGACUAAAUAGAGAAAAUUAUCCGAGCAAAUGCUUUUGAACAAAAUAAAGGAGAACCCGGAUUACAAUUUUAACCCCGGGUUAUCGCUAAUCGACCUUCGAAUAACUGGGCCGCAAUCAAGGCCCGGUUUCAGAAAGGCCGAUUUAAGCGCUUAUCCAGGAUUAAACCUUAAAUCUAAGAUGGUACUACCCUAUUUACCAAAUAAGCGCCACCCUCGAAAAAGCGCCGCAUUUGGGAGAAAAAAAUAGUUAAUAAACGCUGCGGCCCCGAUAUAAUCGAAGUCUAAAGACGUUAAUUCUGUUAGUUUAAUACGGAAAAUUAUAAUACCGUAGUAAAAUAACUUUUUAGCAUGUAGGUUUUUUUGUGGUGUUUUUAUGACUGGGUCUCGGAGUAAAAGUUAUCUCAGUAUAUGCUCCAGUGACACAUACUCGUACCCGGUGAAGUGAAUGAAGACUGCGCGUCUCAACCUAACCCCAAUCUUCUCUCACCCAGAAAAUACAUAAAUAGAGACCGGCAACCUCGUCCCCAGGUCGCUUUUCCCAAAGCCAUGGAAAAGCGCCCUGGGGAGGAGGUUAAGCGACCGGGUACGAGUCAGUGCCAGUGGCAUAUUUCUAAGCAAGAAUUGCUUAACCCUAAUUUAAACUUAACAAUCUCUCGAGGAAGCGAGCCCACUGCUGUUUGAAAAAGGAAGGCCAAUGAAGGAAUUCUCAGACACCUUAUAUUGUUAAUGCUCUGUUUUUUUUUAGGUUGUUACCAUGGAAACCGACGGCUUGGUGGCUAUCAUCUGUGCAGCCAUUGCCCUUGUUAUGCUCAUAGCCCUGACCGUCUUCACCUUGGUCAAAUCUUGGAGACAAAUUAGCAGGGAACAUGCUGAAAGGGAACACAGUCAGAGAAAAGCAGCACACACUUAUGACAACAUGAGCUGGUUUGAGAACGACCACGCGCUUAGCGAAGAACAAAACGAUACCAAAACUGGUGAACAAGCCCAUGCUGUUGACUGCGGAGAGAAUGCGAAUACGCAUGCCCAGACGGAAGUAGCUGGUGCUGAUCAGGAAGUGAACCACAGGUGUAUUGUAAAAGUGGAGACCUGCGAUACAAGCUUUUGAGACAAAUCCGAAUCAAACUUUUUCGAUUCUGAGGCUGAUCUGGGACACAAAAAUGGUGAUUCAAUUGUUGAACGAUGUAUCGUGCUCUGAAGCGUUCAAGUAGACUUUGCUGGACAACGGAUUGCAGUGCUGUCUUGCCUGAGAAGAUUAAAGCAGGGAAAACUGUAGUUUUUGUUCUUUACCAAACAUUGAAGCCAUACCAAAAAUUAAGUAAAAUUUUUAAGCUUUUAGUGUGACUGGAUUAUUACAAAACCAUCAUUAGUUAAUUGUUUACUCUAUUAUACCCUUUUACGGACACAAACAGUACAAGAAGAUAAAAAUGGAUACCCCCUUUCCUUUGUCUGUAUAUCCAAAGCAAGAUGAUUGCCUAUUAUCUAACAAGAACAAUAGUCAUAAUAGGACACUCUCCUAUUAUGGCUCUUGACAAGAACUAUUCAAGAACGAUUCAAACUGACGUUGAAUGUUUUCAUCGACAUCAGAAAUAUUUUAUAUCAGUAUUUAAAUAGACAUGUUUUUCUUUGUCAUUCUGAAAUGUUCAGUUUAUCCUUUUUUCACCCAGGAAGCUACCUCGUUGCAUCGUUAGGUUUUAUUACUUUAAAAGAUCUUGUCAUGCCCCGCAGUUUACCGUUAAAUCAAUAAAUUCUUAUACCCUAUUUUGUUGCUAUAGUUAUUGACCAAUUUGUGUGGCAAAUUCUUUUCAACGGAACCAAAUUCUUUCCAACGGAACCUUAAAGACAACAAAUUCAGUGCGACUUUUCUUGCGCAACCGAAACUCUUCGGGCUGAAGCUACAUGUAGAAAGAGUCAAGACGAAACCGUAAGACGAGGCAACUUGUAUCGUAGAGUCAACCAACACACUAUUAUUUUUUUAUGUCUUUUAUUAUUAUUAUUUUUUUCUUUUUAAUAUGUUAGGUUGGUAACAUAAUUUCCUGUUGAAAGAGAUUAAUUUUUCUGAAGAAAUACCUUAAGUAAAAUGCUGCGACUAAAAGUAACGUUUCGAAGCUUCGAAAUUUUGAAAUUGUCUUGGCCCAGAAGACCCCCGUAGAGGAUGGCGCCUUCGGGCUUCGCAGAUCUUGCUUUGACUUACCAAAGGUUUGGCUCCAACAAUCUUGAAGGACACUUACGUUGCACGAAGUUGUUACCCGUAUUACACCUCACCUUAAUAUUUUAAAAUGUCAAACCAAACGUAUAUUUUGCUAUUUUGUUCCUUGUUAAACAAAUUUUCGCGGCUUCACAAAAGUAGAAGACCUCCUGAGAAGACCCAAAAAAUGAGCGGAAGCUUGUUAACCUCGUAGCCGCUAAUCCUUUCCUCUCCUUCCAGAAAUUAAGAAGGUUUUGGAUUUCCGAUUGCUUAGAGAUCAAACUGUCGACAAGAGAAAUGCUUUUCACUUUGCUGGUCAAAACUCAGUCUUUCUUGCCUCUGUUUCAAAGCGAGGCUACGUGCAAAGCCAAAAUAAUAAUAGUAAUAACAGUAAUAAUAACCAUAAUGAUAAUAAUGUUUUUUAUUCUCAUGCAAAUGAAACUCAUUUUUAAAGUGCAAUUAGCCUAGUUUUGAAAGUUAGGGUUUUUGGAACUCACGAAUGGCCUAUUUUACUCCCGCCCCUAGACCCUGGGGGUUGAGAUAAAUGUAACUGAGGAGGACGAAAUAGAAACAAUGAAAAUUGCGAAAAUUGUAUGGACUGGGGAUGGUUGAAUUUUUUCAGCCACUGACGAAAACGUCAGGAAUGGUCGUGAAAUUUGAUCCGUAUGGCGCGUUGAUGAUUAAUCGCGGCAAUCGUAUUUCGAUUGUGUUCCAUUUAUACUGCUGCAGUAUGCAUAAAUUGUCUACAAUACCUUUAGCGAAUGUUGCGAGCCUUGCUCGUUUUUUCAUGUUAGCAAUUUGAUUCAAAAAAUUAUUUAAGUUUUUUUUUUCUGUAUUUCAUCUCUUUAUAUCAUUUACGCUUGGAUUACCAUUAUGGGAUACAGCAAGCAUGAAUAUGUCUUACUCCCCUAACAAAAAUUUGUCAUAUGACACCCUUACCUCCCCAUGACGGCCACCUCUCCACAACGGGCCACUUUCUUCUGUCCCCAAGGUGACCUUUCUGGAGAGGUUCGACUGUAUAUCGAGUCAAGGAUCUCGAUGAUGAUUCACUGAUCAUCCUUGGAUGAGUCAUAGAAAUAUUAUAUAACAGUUUUAAUCCCUUAUAAUACAAUCUGUUUACCCCCCUAAAUUUUGCGUAAGUUGUAGUUUUCAAAUGUUCUUGAUCGAGGGAAUAUGCAGUCCUCCUCAAGAGGAGCAUUUGAAAACAAUAGUUUAUACGAUUUCUUUUUUGGAGGGGGAGAGGAGGCAAACAGAGUGUAUUGUGUAUUAUAGGGGUUUCGAAAACAAAGAAUAGGGACUCGAGCGACGGAAAGUUGACUCUGGUCCUGUCCACAUGUAUUCUCAUAUUUUAGAAAACAGAUUUUUUCCUCUUUUUAGCCACUCGUCCCGGCACCGAAAACGCACUUUUUCGAAAAUGGUCCCCAGGAUGGACAUUUUUGUCAUAUGAACCAAUCUCGUUGCCAGACGGAAGAAUACGGAGGUUUUCGAAUACUUUGAUAGAGUAAAAUUUUACCAAUCGGAAAAAGGCUGGAGCCUCACUACCUCUCUUUCCCCUUCCCAUCGUCCACCGCACGCUUUCGAUAUUUUCUUCCCUCUCCUCAGUCUCCCUACGACACAACUAAAGAGGCCUCCGCAGAGGAGGGAGUGAACCAAUGACAGACAGAGGCAACAACAACAACAACAACAACAUAAGCUUUCUUUGCAUGACUACAAUUAUGUAGUUACAGUAUUGCAAAAGCUUUAACAUAAAGUUACAAUUGAUAACAAUGAUAAUGCAAUGCAAUGAUUACUACAGUCAAUCAAGUGUCAUCGGCAUGAUUUGAUAACAAAUUAGUACGUAAAUCAUCAGUCAAUCUCUUCGGUCCUCUUCUCUGCAGCGUUACUUGGGAGCUCCUCUCCUCGUGCGUGACAAUUCUAUUAUAUCAAUCAUUUACUGAAUUAGAGGAAAUCAAGUAGCAAUGACGUCAAACGCAGAAUAAUCAGUAACCUUACUAACUUCACAAUACUUUUCAGAGAGAUAUUCAAAGAGAGCAAGCCCCUUUAUCCUGUCUUGAGGAGAGACAAAAGGAGAGGAUGGUUUGCGAUUUUCUGGUGUGGCUUGUCAGGGUGACUUGUUCCAAAAUUAAACGAGUUUAAGGUUGAAGACUAGGAUUAUGGUAUUCAUGUUUCAGUAUCCGACUAUCUUAAAUUUUUCCAGCUGCCAAACUCAACUGUCAAUCAAGCCAAACUUCAAGGAUUUUACCGAUAGUAAAGUUGUAAAAAUGUCUUUAUUUGCGCCGUUUGCUUGUUUAUUUUGCCUUGGAAACUUUUAAACACAAAAUGGCAGUUUUAUUCAACGUCAAAAGUUCUUUUAAGAGGCAUUAUGUCUAAAUUGACAUGCAUUAUAAAUUAGGCAUUAUGUCUUUUUCGUUCCCUAUUUACACAGCAGGUCUCAGCUCGUCAUUAAGUGUCCUGGGUUGUGUAACAUAUCUCUAUUUUUUCCCUAAUCAUACCAUCAGUUUGUUUUCUGCUGUCGAAUAAGUUGCAAACAACUGGCAGUAAAUUUUCAAGCAAAACCACCUCUGUUACUCUGCCAGGUACGUCCAUUUUAACUGGUCAAAACAGGGAUAAUUGCAUAAAGUUUCUUAGCCAGUUUUAAUAUACUUCAAUGAAUUCUUUAAGAGAUCUGUAAUAGGUAAUAAAUCACACGUAACAUAUUACGAUCCAUCAACUCUCAUCUAGAUCAAAAAUAGCAAACGGUAAAAGAUUUUCAAAUUACGGGCAAUGCAUUAUUGAUCCAUUUUGCAAGGCAGUCAUUACUUACGAACCCCACAACAAAAAAAAUAGAAAGACUAUCGCCCAACCAUUUCUUUAUGAUAGGAUAAAUUGACUAAAGCUCUCGCGAUAAAAAACUCCAUAGAUUACAUAAAUACUGAAUAAGACACCUAACGGCGGAAAAACCUGUGGCUUCUCGUGACAGAGGAUGUAGAAGUACUGCGGAUUAAUAACUACGCUGCGAAGAGAUAUCUUAAAAUACAUACUCUGAGGCAACAGUUUCCUUAACAUUUGACAAGAAUUGUAACUGCAAAAGCUUACGGGAAAAUAUCAGUCUUUGUUCUAAGGUCUCCUGAACCCCCGUUCUAAAAUCCAGUAUGGAGUUUUGUUUAAAUCUGUCUUCUCUUUAUAAGACAAAUCUGACAGAAACUAAGGGGUAGAUAAAUGUCAUAUUGACUUAGAUAUUACCGAUCAUCAAAUAUCGGACAGAUACUAAGACCGUGUUCGAAUGGUAGAACAGUUUGUACCGUCGAAAGGCAAAUUGGUUUAAACGAAAUGUAGAAAAACUGCCGAUUCCUUAGGCAAACUUACAUAAGCCAUUUAUGAAAAACCAAUUUUGAAUUUUUACAGAACCGUUUUUAACCAUUUUGGAUAAACAGAGGUGGGAAAUGUUUUUUGGGGGAAAUGAAUAUAUUAUGUUUUAACUUUUAAUUAAAAAGAAAGAGGGCAAUCUAUGUUGAUCAGGUUAGUUCUAGUCGUGACGUUCUGCCAUAUAUUAUUUAUUUUUACAAAAUAUUGGGAAUCACGUCCGUUAUUGCACAUUUGGUAUGACAAAUUAAAGUAAUUACCUUCCGCUUUCAUCUGUUAACGUAACACCGUGAAACAAAAACCCAUAUCUAAUGUCGCAAACGUCGGUAUAUUUUUUUGUGUUAUGGAUAGCAUUUUUAUGUCUUUAUUGCUUCUACAAAGAAUACAGGCAAACAUUCUUCUUCGGAGGCUUAUCAAUCCAGGCAACAGAGCAUCAUUUUAUUUUUUUGGAUGGUAUUAUGCACCUCUUAAAAUUAAGAUUUUUUCAUCAAUCAAAAUUAUAGAUAGCUUGUGCAAACAAUUUACACGUCAAAAACAAUCUUCUUCUCAUCAGAGCUGUUAUCACAAGACUUUGCUCUCCUCUACUUUAUCUUUAUAAGUACACGAUCAUGAGAUCUUAACAUCUGUAAAGGAAACGAUUUGUAUUGAUCAUCAUUUGUGCUUUUAAACUCCAGUCCUAGAAGCUUUCAAGCCCACAGUUAAGAAGGUGUGGCAAUGGAGGGACUAAGGAUUUUCUGUGUUCUCAUUUUCUUUGCGGUUCACUCAUUUAGCAUCCCGAUAGAAACACAUCGUUCUGGUAGGUUGCCUAUCUUGUUGUCUUUUUUCAGAACGAAAACAAGUGAUUGUUUCCCGUUUAUCGGUACCGGUUCUGUGCCUAGACAUCGGGUAACUUUGAUUUAACGUAGAAAAUCUAAGAAUGAGUGCAGUAAUUAUUAUUUAUGCUAUGGAAACUGUGCAGUUUUUGUUAUCACCCAUUGUGAUGGAAUAUUAUCGUGCAAGGAUACAUUGUGAAAGAAAAACGAAGCCAGAGGGAGCAAAUUUUCAAGAAAUAUCAACUUUCAUAUCAGAAAUUGGCCUUAAUACGCUACUUACAAAAUCGAUCUAAAAUAAUUUUAAUCACUCUCUAGAAAUUACAGAAUCAGUCCACAAGCGCUUAAAGAUUUUGUGACAAUUCUAGCUCUUCAGAUCCCAAAAAACUUAAAAGUCGAAAAUAUAAAAUUAAAAAUUAAAAACACAGAUGUAUGCAUGUAUGUAUUACAAGUCAAGAUUUGCGUUAAACACAAAUGUAUUGCACAAAAAAGUGACACUGGAUAAAUGUUUUCUUUAGUUUGUUUUCAAAACGCAAACAAAAACUCAUAGAAAUACAGGGUGUUUUUGCUCACAGUCAGGGAACGUAAUACAGUUUGUUGUUAUGGAUACAUGCCACUUAAGUUCUGAAUGGUAACUCUGCAGAUUUGAGAGAUGAAAAUAUACUUAUAUCAAUCUUUUAACAUUGAGUUUCAGAGGCAAAACGAUCCCUAAUAAGGGAAGACGACAAGGACCUACUUUCUGGGGACGACACGAUUUUGGAUCAUAUAGAAAAAGUCAAUAAAGGCAAGAAAUAGAAUGAAUACGAAUACGUGCUUCGUGAAUGUUCUUCUUGCCACCGAUAGAGUGCCCUGGGCGUUUACUAAUUGUUAAACAAUUUUUGCCUAAAACUGAAAAAUAAAGUGCAAAUAAACUGAGAAAAAAAAUUACUACCCAUGUGACAUUUUUCAUAACAAUCAAGUUCAAUGGGGAAUACUUUACAGUUUUACUUCAAGUCAUUCCGCGGUUGUUCACAUAUGGUUAUUCUCUUUUUUGGCUUUAACUGUAACGACAGUAACAUACAGUAAUAAACCUAACUCUCAUACCUUCUGCCAUAAUCUAGCACAUACACUCCAUCGAGCCCCUUGCGACUACCAAACGAAACCAGGUAUCUUCCACCAGAUUCGGCCUUAUAAGGUUCUUAAACAGGUUCUUAAGUUAAUAGAGCACUGAUAGAGGCACUAGCGAUCAGCACAGACAACUACUAUACUAUUGGAAUAUAUUGCUGUAUUACUAAAUAAUUAUCUAGAAUACAGUUUAAAUGAUAACCGUACAGAACUGUAUUCCUAAUAAUUGCAUGGUAUAAUCCAGCCAAAGACAGAUAUGGUUUUCAUUUUAGUUCAGGCUUUGAAUCUUACUGAAUAAAACCUAGACUAAAUUGUUUUUUCUGCAUUUUAAUCUGUGCCUUCACUUUUGUAAAAUAAGAACCUAUAGAAAAUUUUAGUCUAAGUAGGUGCUUAUGAAAAGGGGGUCUAAAAUGAAAAUUUUAGCCUAACAGGUUCUUAAAUUUUAUCGUUCUUAUACGCGGGUUUUUACUGUAUUUGCUAUGAGGAUAGAGAUGGACCGGAAUAUUCACGAGUGCAAGAACAGUAAGCAAAAUUUACAAGAACGCCUGCCAGGAUACUCACUAUUAACAAACUAGUUUUAAAAAGAAAUAUCACGAGUGCCUUACUUCCGAUCCGCCAGAAAAUUGUUUCUAGCCCUAAUAAGAAGCUAGGAAUUCAAGGGCGACUUCCAUUCAACAAAAAUUCCGGUUAGAAAUUUCGGAAAUUUCACGUGCCCAAUGAAACGGUACAUUCCACUGACCCGACCCAAGCCACCUCGCGUUUGGUUAUUGUUUUUGUAAGCAUAUUAGUAAGCAGGAUUCAAAAGAGCGGUACUGGGGACAACAAUUUUGUCCAAUCAAUGGAAAGAGACAUUUAGGUCCGACCGACGGAAAUGACCGCCAGGUCAAAGUGGACCACCUUCAAAGGUGGUCCCAAUUAUUCCGGUCGGAUCGACCCGAAAUGGUGCGUCCCAUUUCAUUGAUUUCUAACCGAAAUUUCCGGAAUUUUGGGCUGUAUGGGAAGCACCCCAAUUUUCAUUGAAACUGGUUCGAUGGGAGUAACUUCUAGGGCCGCCCUCCCGUUGUUCAGGUCUAGUUAACAUUACAAAGAUAUCGCCCAAAAUAGCGGGGAACUCCCAUAUAAAAAUAGCCAGAAUGGUCGCCACAUGUAGGGGAAAUCUAAGACAGACUUUGAUCCAUGUUACUGGAUUUCGAACUCUCUGUCAGUGGAACUUGGAUUCCGGAUUCCCAUCAUUAGUGCGGGUAUUCCAGAUUCCUUGAGCUGUAUUCUGGAUUCCAAAGUCCAGGAUUUCGGUCCACAAGCAAAAAUUCCACCGAUUCCGGAAUCCGGAGUCCCUUGCAUGGAGCGUAGACGGGGCUACAGCUCGUCGUCUCGUAAACUCAGUUUUUGGUCUCAGGGUGUUCUGUGUUCAGGACUUGUGGAGUCAGAAAUCCUGGGCUUUGGAAUCUGGAAUUCAGCUCAAAGAAUCCGGAAUCCCACUAACGAUUGGAAUUUGGAAUCCAAGUUCACUGACAAGGAUUCCCUCCCGAAUCCAGUACCUCAAGUCCGGAAUCCACAGCGUGAAAUCGAGAAUCCAAGACUCUCUUACAUUACCUUUCAUGGAGCGAAAGAUAUUGUUGCUGAUACACUGUCCAAUCAGUCUAAAAACGCAAAAACUAAAGGCUUUCUCUACUUUCCAGAUAAUGACGUCAACUUGUACGAGGCAGAUAUCGAUUUAUCUCCUGAUGAUGUCGUUGAUUUGAGAGAUGAUGGUGAUGUGGAUGGACAGCAAUUAAUCGGGCGAAAGAAGCGUAACGCUGCUCGCAAUCGAAAGAAGGUGUGGGUUACACGUGUUAUUCCUUAUGAGUACGACAGCAGCCUUCCAGGUAGGACAUGUUAUACCCCCAACCGCCGGGGGGAGUAAUCAACAAAAUCUUAUUCGGGGGGGCACCGACCCGAGGUCCAACCCCUUACCCUUUUACAUACCAGUGUUGACAUUAAAGGUACACCUUUCGUAUGCCUUCUAUUUUUAAAAAAAGCAAACAGAAAGUCUUCUUUUCAUUUUGUGUAGGUUUAAUAAAUUAAAAUGAUAUAAUGAUGUGAAGUAUAUGAAAAUAAUUCAUUUUUGAACUGCGGUUGUAGAUGAAAGUGAAGAAUGAUCAUCGCAGUAAAUUUUCCAAUUUAAGCAACUGGAAAGAAGAAGCCUGAAAAAACAAUCAGGGCUUCAACGGGAUUCGAACCCUUGACCUUCGCGUUACCGGUGCGUUGCUCUACCAACUGAGCUAUGAAUCCACACAUUCGGAGCGAGGUCAAUUUAUUGAGUUCAUAUCUCCCGUGCGGAGUGAAAUGAUGUGAAGUAUAUGAAAAUAAUUCAUUUUUGAACUGCGGUUGUUUACUGCGAUGAUCAUUCUUCACUUUCAUCUACAACCGCAGUUCAAAAAUUAAUUAUUUUCAUAUACUUCACAUCAUUUCACUCCUCACGGGAGAUAUGAACUCAAUAAAUUGACCUCGCUCCCAAUGUGUGGCUUCAUAGCUCAGUUGGUAGAGCAACGCACCGGCAACGCGGAGGUCACGGGUUCGAAUCCCGUUGAAGCCCUGAUUGUAUUUUCAGACCUCUUCUUUCCAACUGUUUAAAUUGGAAAAUUUACUGCGAUGAUCAUUCUUCACUUAUAAAAUGAUAUAGCCAUAAAGAGCUUCUUUUCGAAAUAUUUCAAUUAAAGGCCGUUUUUAAUACUUUAAUGAUAGAUUUUCCAACCCUUCCAUAUACUUCAACUCGUGAAUUCCCUGCCCUUUGAUAUACCUGACGCCUGAAAUGUAGGUACCCUUUUCGGAUGGAGCCUUUAAUUUCCGUAUAGUGCUUAGCCUCCCACGCAGACGUUCCAAGGGGUUCGUCACGCGUUCCUGCCCCACUAACGUCUGCUGGUUUGAGCGGAAAAUAACGUAGACCAAUCACAGCAGACUUCCAGAUCUGGGAAGUGUACUCGCUUGACUAAGCCCCAGAAAACAUCAGAAAGGUCUCAUGAAAGGUGAAGACCUUACAGUUUUAGAAAAAACUACACAGUUAACUCGCAAGCGUUCGUACCAGAGGUUACCUUCACAAUAUCAUUGAAAAAAAAUUGCCUCGGAGGUUAAAUUUGCUGAACGGAAGUCGGCUUUACUACAAAACAAUUAAGUGUGAAAAAAAUUCUGCCUUUUGGUCCGUUACAAGGUAACCCCGUCGUGCCAUCACCGAAAGAACAACUUUAUGAGCAAAUGACAUCUAAUCCAGCCUUUACAGAGAGAAAUAUACAAAAAGCCAGCGCGUAUCUCCUAGAUUCUCGUCCGGAGCAAAAAUCUUUGGUCACGUAUCACACCCUACCGAGCUUGUACGUAUGUGUUUGGCUUGUGAUUGGAUCUCCGAUAAUCUGUCUCCAGCUGAUAUUUGUGAACAGUAGAAAAGGAAUGUAUUUCUCGGUUCAGCAGACGUUAGUGGGGCAGGAACGGGUAACGAACCCCUAAGAACGUCUACGUGGGAGGCUAUAGAUGUGAUGCAUGUGAUCUUCAGCUGAUAUUUUUGAACAAUAGGAAAGGAAUGCAUUUUUCGGUUCAGCAGACGUUAGUGGGGCAAGAACUCGUGACGAACCCUUAAGAAUGUCUACGUGGGAGACUAUAUAGUUCCUCACCCGGGUGUCAUACCGACUAGACUGCUGAGAAUUUACUUCAAAUACUUCCACUAUUAAAUCUGCAGAAUAUAAUCCAAGCACAUGUACGAUCAACCUAAGCGGUUGAUAAACAAGUAUGGAACAAUCCGCUUACCGGGAUAGACACUAGCAUGGCAAAUUGUUAACAUAUACAACUCGUGAAAGACGUGAAAAAAAGAGCCAUAGAAGGAAAAUUUGAGUUCUUAUUAGACGGAGGUCAAAUCCUUCUUGUCCGUUUCUCCUUCACUUAUACCAACCAAAUUACACAACCGUUCUUUGAUAAUGGAUGUCUUAGUAACUAUGAUGGCAUACAGCUGUAACAAAGUCAACAGCAUUCUACUGACGAAGGGACAAGUCCGAAACGUCUUGGUAGAAUUUUACCUUGAAAACCUGAAUGAAUUUUCAUCAAACUGCGAACAGCACUGUGACCCAAUGAUCCUAGUCAUGUUGACAAGGGUUUGGGCUUGGGGAAAGGUCCACCACGGGUGUCUGUAAAACGCGGACCGGAUACCUGCGGAUGGCGGAUGGCGGAUGGCGGAUGCGGAUGGGAAAAUGCGGAUGGAAAAAUGCGGAUGGAAAAAAAUGCGGAUAGCAAAAAAAGGAAGAAGGAAAAAACGAGAAAUGCGGAUGGCAAAAAAAAUAAUAAAUAAACAAACAAACAAAGGAAAGAAAUCUUUCUUUCAAGUCGCUGUCACAUGGUUGAACCCUUCACUUACAUACAGAACGUGAUGCCAAUAGUUGACACAGUUAUUUUGUACCCUGUAAUUCCUUUCAUUAAGGACGCUCCGUUCCUCCUCCUUAAAUGCACACAUACUUGGUGCACUUCUCCUUUGAGUGUUUAGCUUAAGGCUUUUAGGCGAGGUAAACAGCUCAAAAAAUCGGCUAGCAAAGGAGGUGUCUGCAAAACGAGGACUGGAUACCUGCGGAUGGCGAAUGCGGAUGGGAAAAUGAGGAUAGAAAAAAUUGUGAACAACAACAAAGAAACACAAAUUUGGAUAUAUAAAUUGUGUCACUCAAACAUUUCUUAACAAAACAAAACGUGUAUAACGUUGUUCGGAUAACAACAACAGAAAAGGACUGAAUUUCCUCAAAUUAAAAGAAAAUUAGAGAAAACAAACUAAACCCAAAAAUAGGGUGAACUACGCGAAAAAAUCGGCGUGCUUUGCGUCGCCUAUUUCACGCUUGCCUCCGCUAAAUCGCCAUGUUUCCUCACAAAGGAGCCUGAUCUUCAAAAGGGCUGAUAAUACAAAUCAACUUUCGCUCUGCCUUGACUCUGGUCGACUCUGCCAUAGCAGACAGUUCAGAGACUGAUUGUGAACUGCAGACACCUGCAGAAGCCCGUUUUUGAGAUCGAAAGCUAAGCUAUUGUUACACUAGUGGUCUUCUGUUACACAAUGUCCUCUCGGUUUUGUGUGAAUCGGUCUUGUUUAAUGAGGGUUUUUCUACAGAAAUUCAUUUUCAAGCAAUAUGCCGCACUCUCAACGAAGUCAUUUUUCUGGCCUUCGUUCCAUUUUCACAGUUUUACGAAAAGCUUCCAUCAACAUAUAAAAAAUGCUGAUCUGGUGUAGACAUAGCUAAAAAAUUUAUAUAGUCUUCUUAAGAAGCAGCUUGGUUUUUUUCUGAUUUUUAAUAAUUAAACAUCUUUCCAUGUAGAAAAAAUAUGUUUGGUUGCUGCUUCGCAGAUAGACGGAGCGGGCCAAAUAAUUCGAAUAUUAUAAAUUAUUUUCGAUUCCGAAUUCUGCCCUUCACGCUUUUAAAAACGAGUUUUAAGUUGCUCGAUACAGAUGUUCUAAAAACUCACUGAGGAUAUGUUUUCGAAACUAUUUUGCUAGCAGAAAAAUUCGAAACAAAAACAAAUGGAACAGAAAGUAGCCUUCAUUAAUGCGUUUCCACGCGACACUUUUUUGCGGGAGUUUAAUUUUGCAGAUUAUUUUUACACCUUUUCGGGAAAUAAUCAGGCGGAUUAGGAGGAGUUGAUUGGCAUCCGCCAAAUCGGAACGUUCGGCCUUUUUUCUGGUUGAUACUGCAAUUUUUUCUGUCUUGAGCCGCUCAAACAAACAAGUCUUGAUUUGAUUGCCCUGAGAAUAUUCUUUCUGUAAGUUGAGUACACUAUAUCCAGUGAGAGCAAAGAAAUCAUGCCUCCCCUUCUUAGCGUGAUAACAAUGAAAUUCCUAAUAAAGUAAAUGUUAAAAAAAAAUAGCGAUCACUCCCGAAAGUAAAGACAGACUGCUUCGUGAAUUACACCGCUUUAGGAUGCUGGUAUGGUAAUAUUCUGCAUUCUGACCCGUGAUUGCAGGGACCACUGGCUCCUUAUUUGGUAAAGAGGAGAAUAUUAAACGGGGCCAGUGCAAAAUAAGCAAACCUUUGCUAGUCGAUUUUUUGAGCUGUUUACGUUGCCUGCAAACCUUAGGCUAAACACUCAAAGGAGAAGUGCACCAAGUAUGCGUGCAUUUAAGGAGGAGGAACGGAGCGUCCUUAAUGAAAGGAAUUACAGGGUACAAAAUAACUGUGUCAACUAUUGGCAUCACUUUCUGUAUGUAAGUGAAGGGUUCAACCAUGUGAAAGCGACUUGAAAGAAAGAUUUCUUUCCUUAAUUGUUUGUUUGUUUAUUUUAUUAUUAUUACUAUUUUUUUGCCAUCCACAUUUCUCUUUUUUUUCUUCUUACUUUUUCUGCUAUCCGCAUUUUUUUUUUUCCAUCCGCAUUUUUCUAUCCGCAUUUUCCCAUCCGCAUCCGCCAUCCGCAGGUAUCCGGUCCGCGUUUUACAGACACCCGGUCCACCACCCACCUCUGAUUUGUCGAUUGGCUUGUCCUUACUCUUUUCUGUGCUCCACCGUCUCUAUAAAGUUGAGCUCGUCACAGCGAAGAGUCUUGUCACAAGCCGAGUCGACCGUCCGUUUAUUGCAUUCUUUAAGCUUUGCGUGUUUAAAACUUGGCUCAAUUUGUAAUUUGCUCCCAAAAUACAUAGAAAUCGAAAAAUUCAGCCUCAGAUUCAGAUUCCCGAUUUUUGUAUUAUUACCAAAAAGGAAUGGAAAAUCUUUGCUAGUUAUAAUCCUUAGACAGAACAGUUGUCAGACGUUUUCACCACUAAUAACAUACAGUGGUAUAUACCUAUACAGUUCAUUUACUUCCUCUCAAUUCGUCCGACCGCGCCAUCGGGAUAUAAGCUACAACCAGUUGCCAAAAUGUUGAGACACUCCCACGAAAAAACAACCUUUCUUGCUUCAAAUCGCUCCUGGUCACAGGUCUGUGAGAUACAAUACUGACCACCCUCCUUCCUCCCAUUCAAAGUUGUUCCUCCACGUUUUGAGUAUGGUCUUGUUUUGCUAGCAACCUUGAUAAGGGGUCGAAGGGGUCACAAGUACAAGAUCAUAGACAGGCCAUUUAUACCAAAAUAUACGGUACAGUGUCUCAAGUACUUUUGCAACUGGUUGUAGCCUGUUCCAGGCUAUCAGACAUAUAGUAGAGAUGACGCGUAACUGAAAGGCACUCGAAAAUAUGAGCACGUGAUCUGGGAACAGGUGUGCCGUCCUUCCUCUCCACAGUUUCCUCCGGUUUUAUUUUCACGUUUUUGCUUUCUCAUUCCGCGGACCCAACUAGCUCGGAGCCUGGAACAGGCUAGAUGCAACCCAGUUAAAACCCCAAAAUUCCCAACGACAGAUACUUAAGCAUUAACUUGCUGGUUUUGCUUUUUUUUCACUUCAGAUGCCUUUAAAUCAACUAUUCAAGAAGCAAUUGCUGAAUAUGAAAACAAAACAUGUCUGACCUUUAAACCAAGAACUGGUGAAGACCUCUUUGUGAAGUUUGUUCAAGAGAAAGGGUAAGAGUUAGUAGAUCAGGUGAGGUUCCAUAGAAAAGGAUUCCAACUGGAACACAAUUCCACCCAGCCUAAGUCCCCAGGCGUUUUCGGCUCGGUCCUUCCUGGACCGGCUACCAUGAGUUGUGACGUCACCGAGAGAUACUCGCCGAGAGAUACUCUCUCCCAGACUUCGCGCAGACAACGGAUCAAGAGAGAACGCCAGGGGACUAGGCUGAAGUCCACCCAUAUUUCCAUUUGAGUUACCUGUAUCAUGCAUGACAUAAUCGAGGGGCAGUGAGUAUAGAAAUAUCCUCACGCUGCCAGAUAAGCGGUAGUUUGACGUAUAUCACACACCACUGCUUUAUGACUAAAGGUUCAGGAUUACAAUAUGAAAAAUGCCAUUUACGAACUGUCAGUAUACACGACUUUCCCUCUAAUGCAAAAAGUUGAUGACGGCAGUGUUAUUUUGCACUGACAGUCUUACCUUUCGCGUUUGUAAUGGUUACAAAUCCUGUCAAUUUUUGACCCUAAAACUUUAGCAAGAACUAAGCUUCUGCUUUACGCUUAAUCCUUGCAAAGGUUUUGCUUUACCUCCCAACGCAAUUUUCUUUUGAUCGGUUCUCAGUCUGACCGACAUCAGCCGUGUGACUAAAGUCACUGUUGUUCUCGCGCGGGGCUCACUUUUGUACAUAAAUUUCUGAUAUACCGUAAAUCCUCUAUUAAGCCUCCCCAUCUCAAAUAAGCCCCCUUUCUCGAACAAGCCCCCCUUUUCAGGGGAAGACAGUUAAUAAGUCCCCGCUUCCUUUUUAGAACACCCCACCCCUCCCCCUUAUUAUUCUUCACUUCACCGUAUUAUCAAGCACGACUGUAAAACUUUAUGUGGACUGAUCCAUUAUUAGACUUUCUCAAAGUCGUUCGCUCGGUUUUCUGGUCUGGUCCGCGCUCGUACGAUCGCGCUUCGCGCUCACAGUCGCGCUACGCGCUCAAAAGCUCGACUUGUAAGCAAGUCUAAUCCAUUAUAUGUAAAACCCUGAAGAAGGAAGGCCGUGCCUUCCGAAAUUUCAGUAAAUGUUUUUAUAUAUAUAUUCCCGACUGUUAAAUCAGCCUUGCUUCUUUUGUUUUAUAUUUUCACUUGUUGCUGAUUAGAUCCUUCAUUAGGAUCCGGUCCUUCUAUUUUGCAAGCUGGUCCUUGCUUCAAAAAUCGAUCCAGGAUGGUGUAUUUACCAACUGGCACUUCGGAUUUGUUAUUGGUUCUCGAGGAUCAUAACAAAUCUGUAUGACCUCCAACUUCUCGUACUUGUGCUUUUCUACUCUGUAUUCUAGUUCUUUCGGGAGAACUGAUCACUAUCGUCUUGGCUAAAUUAAAUAAGCUCCCCGUCUCUAUAAAGACCUUCCCCCCUUAACCUCAAAUGUGAUUGAAAUAAAUAAGCCCCCCCCCCAGGGGGCUUAAUAGAGGAUUUCCGUUAAGUGUUACUUGAUUUUUAGCUGCUGGUCCUCUGUUGGUCGCCAGUACUGGAUGACAGGAGUUGGGCAAAAGCUUUCACUUGGUAAAGGCUGCAACCACAAAGGGACCAUCAUGCAUGAGUUGAUGCACGCUAUUGGCUUCUGGCACGAACAAUCGCGACCGGACAGAAAUCUUUAUGUAGAAGUACUCUGGGAGAACAUAAUAACAGGUACGCUGGAAAGUCAUCAAUUGCCUUUUUCCAUGUAGGUUAAAAAUCAAAAUUGAUCGUGGUUUGAUCACAAGGAUCCUGGCAGAAGUAAAUUUACAGCCAUUGCAAUGGCACUAUAGUGACUAUAAUUACGUUGGUAGCGAAAAUCCCGCCUUAAUCUGAACCUGAUCGAACCUCAGUUUUGGUAGCACAACAAAGCGAACAUCCUGGAUCAGGCCUCCUAACACUACCCGAUUCAAAUAGUUCUGCUAGCUGCGGACAGUGCUUUUUUGUCAGUUAUAAAGUUAUUACCAAUAAAGUUUUGUUGUUGUUGCAGUUGUUAUAUUUCUUAUUGUUGUAAUGCGCUUUUGAUUACCUAGUAUGUUAAAAAGCCUAGUAUUACCUAGUAUGUUAAAUGAAUAAAUUAUUAUAAAUAUGAUCAAGUGACAGAGAAUUGAACACUUUUGGAAUGUGGCUUAAAAUGAAAACGUUACUAGAAAUAAAAUUUCGUCUUUAUUUAACCCGUAUACACUGGAAUGGAAACUACCCUAUAUUAUAGCCUUGCACUUUAAUCUAUUCCCAAAAGACCAAGUGAAGACAUGUCAGCUACCCUGGGCCCGGUUCUUCGAAAAAUGGUUAAGUUUAACCCAGGAGUAGGCCAAAUUUUGAGCAAGGUUUUCUUGUCUAAGAACAUGUAACUUGAGCUUACAAAAUACCAUUAACCAUUUACUACGAAAUACAAAUAACACAACGUGUUACUCUAAGCAAUACAUAGGAAGAUAAAAUACAAAAACGGAACAAAAUUUUAAUCAUGGAUUAUUGCUUAUCGGCCUUCCAAGAACCGGGCCCUGGACAAUUGUUCUGGCACUCUGUGGUAUCAUCAGACAGGCAUACCUGACUUAAAUGAGCCUGCACUCUUUAUAACGAGAGAUAUACUAUCUAGUAUUAUCUCAUUUUUCUUUUCAGAGGAAGAGCAUAACUUUAACAAAUACAGCCACAGUGAUAUAGAUUUGCUCAAGAUACCAUAUGACUUUGACUCCAUCAUGCACUACGGACGGAAAAGUUUUUCCAAAAAUGGAAAAGACACCAUUCGGUCAAUCCUGAAUCCCAGCCACCCCCUGGGGCAGAGAGAAGGCCUAACUGACUUUGAUAUUCAUGAGAUCAACGCACUCUACGAUUGCUCCAGUAAGAGAAAUAAACCUUUUUCCGAAACUGCGACAAAAAAAAGUACUGAAAAUGAUGAUAAUGAUAACGAUACUGCAUGAUAAUCAAAAUAAUAAACAAAACCGAAAAAAAGAAAGAACGACAAGACAGUUUUAAUAAUAGCCUUUUUAAAUAUUGAAUUUAAAUCGUUUGUUUCAGCUCCUAGUUGUUCUAAAAACACUUCUAAUGACUGUUGAGUGUUUAAAAGCAUAUUCCAUCUCAGUCAUCAGUAUGGUCAUUUGAAUUUAAGAUAUAAGCCAAUUAUCCGUGCAAAAAAAAGUGCGAAACAACAAUUGUGACUGUAAUUUAAGCCACAAAUAUUUGUGUAAAAAUCAGCCCAAGAGAAUUCCGGAGGUAAAAAGAAACCCACCACGUUCCUAAUUUAAAAGAGUAACAAGAUUUCUUGUCACCAGUUUUUAAGAAAUUCCUUACAGCAUUAAAAGUUACUCCUGAAGAUGUUGUUCUAGGCAUUACUAUGCCAAAUGUCCUUUCCCUUCCGUUUCAAUGUCGGCCUCGAAAUUGAACAAAUCCAUAAAAAAAACCAGCACAAAGCAACAUUGGAAGGGAGAAAGGGAGGUACCAGAGCUGUGUGACCCAAGUUAGAUGUCCUUGAUUGUAGCUCUGUUUAUUUACUUUUUUUCCUGCACACUAAGUAAAGGUUGGGUGGAGUUCCUGGUCAAACUUUGGUCCAUGUAGUACGUAUUGUUAUAAACAGCGCCAGAGAUUCUGUACCUCCAGUGACUUCAGCAGGGACUGUCCUGGCGCUGAUCAGUAUGGUGUGCAAGAAGAGAGUCUCAAGUGCAGUGAUAAAGAGUGUUUCGGUAAGCCUGAGUUAGAGAUAGUGUAGAACAUGGAACGGGAACGAAAUAGGAGGAAGGUCGUCGUCGUCAUCAUCAUCAUCAUCAUCAUCAUCAUCAUCAUCACCACCACCACCACCACCACCACCACCACCUCAUCAUCAUCAUCAUCAUCAUCAUCAUCAUCAUCAUCAUCAUCAUCAUCAUCAUCAAUGUUUUUCGCCAAAGCCCGACGACUUCUACACCCCGCGCUUGUUAGUGCUGUUAAUGCACCAGUGAUAUUUUCAAAUGAUGGGGUUGUGGCACCCACGCCCAAACCUCACGUUGUGUUACCCUUUUUAGACACUCUGGCAUACCAGUGGCAGGAUGACAAAGUCGUGCCUGUAUGUGUUCAUGGUCGACACACGAGACCUCUAGGACACACCGGUUCAAAAGUGAAGGCAAACAAAAUGGACUGUUAAAAAUAAAGCCAAUGUCGCCAUUUUAAGAAAAAAAUGUCAUUACUUGAAACUAUAAAAGGCUCUUUUGAUUAUUUAGAAAAAUGAAAAAUACGUCUUUGUUGAAAUUUUCUUCUUUAGCUCCAAUUGACGGUCACUGGGGUCGCUGGUCAUCAUGGGGCCUGUGUGACGCUGAAUGUGGACUUGGAACACAUCACAGGUCGAGGUCAUGUGACGACCCUCCACCAAGAUAUGGCGGGAAGAAUUGCGUCGGGAACUCCAGCAGUUCACAAUCCUGCAAGCUUAAGUCCUGCGGAAUCGGUAAGUGAAGAUACUUUCUUCUUUUCGCACCGGCUUCCGUCUACAAUCUGGACUUUCCUCAUAUGUGAAGUUUGACGCAAAGGACAGCGAGGAGUUGGUGAGAAGUGUGGAACUAAGUAAAGAAUGACAAGCGGUUCAUGACUGGCAGAAAAGAGGGACAAUAUCCUAACUUUGUCACACUUUUCCACACUUCCACACCUCUGUGAAGUGUGGAACUUAGUAAGAAGUGAAAAACUCUGGAUUUCAUGGCCAGAGCUGGACAUGGCUCCCAUUUUCGCAGAGCUUUUAUGGUUUGCGGCUCACUUUUCCUACUCUCACUCCAUACUUUCUAUGCCUUUUUCGCCAAUUUAGUGCCCUUUGUAUUCCUCAGGGCCGGAUGACUGCGAGUUUGACUCUGACCAAAUGUGCCAUUGGACGAAUAGUAAAUCUAACCCACCUUUAUUCACCUGGGAACGUAACACGGGUGGAACGCCUUCAAGUAACACUGGACCAUCCGGAGACCACACUUCUGGGUCAGGUAAUAACUUAAUAUGAUCGAGGAACGAUUGUUGCAAGAGGCGGGCAAGAAAGGAAAUCGAGUCUGGUAAUUUUUACCCUUUAAAUGUCACUAUUAACAUGUAUAAAGAAAUAAUUCCAGCUUCAAAGAUAGCUUAGUCGGAGUAAAUAGCUAGACUACAGAGCAGGAGGCCGCUAGCUCGAUUCCUCGGGGCAACACCUAAUGUAACGAAGAAGUAAAGGUAAUGCCCAUGCAGCAAGACAAAACUGCGCGUUUGCAAAACCCAUCUCCAUUGAAAACAGCUCUGCUGCCACCUCACCACUUGGCAAUAAAGCUACCCGACAAUACACGUUUGGAACUAGAGAAACAUCAAAGUACCCAAAAGGCCACCAUUAAAAUCCAAAUCAUGAGCGUUCGAUGACGAUAGCGCUGACAAUAACCACAAGUGUUCUUCCGUUAAGGUCAUUACUUGUACGUGGAAGCAAGUGGUAUUCCAGAAGGGGAUAGAGCUGCAUUGGUCAGCAGGAACUUCAAUCCGUCCAUCGGACGCUGUUUGACGUUUUGGUACCACAUGUACGGUGAAGCGAUGGGAGAAUUGAAUGUUUACGUUAAGCCUGUUGGGGGAUCCAGGACCAAGGUCUGGAGCAAAUCUGGCGAUCAAGGAGAUGAAUGGAAAAUGGGACAAGUUACUCUGAAAAACAUGGAUUCGGACUAUCAAGUAAAACCUAGUUUUUAGAGUACAAAGGGGUAAUUUUUUCAUGUAUUUUGAGAAGGGGUACCGUGGUAUUAAUUACACUAGAACAACUAUAUUUUUUUAUUACGUUUCAGAGCGGAGGAUCACAUUUCGAGCUCACAUAUUAUGUCUUAAUACUGACAAAUAAAAGUCUUGUCUCAAGGCUACGAUCCUGUCAUUGUCGGCAUUGCAGAUCCGCUAACCUCGAUAUAACGAACCUCUAUCUAAAAGUGUCCUCGAUAUAACGAACGAUAUUCUUCCCCUCGGUAUUGGUAAAAUACAUGAAAAAGAUUCACAAUAAAACGAAACUUCGCGAAAUGCAUAUUUUGCCGAUUCCUUAGCCCUUUGUUUUAUCUUGGUUCCCCUGUAUAUGGAAAAGGGUAUUUUAUGAUCGUUCAUUGCUCUUGGGCAGUUUCUUAAAAAUAAAAAUGAUGACAAUGAUAAAAAUAAUGAUACUAAAGAUAAUGAAAAUGAUAAAACUGAUGAUACUUUGUUCUUAAUUAGGUAGAAUUCGAGGCUGUUCGUGGAAGCAAUUUCAGGGCUGACAUUGGGUUGGAUGACAUAAGCUUCAAAGAGAGUCCUUGUUGUAAGUAUGUCAAUUAUUUUAACAUCUGCAGUCAAAUUUUGAAAUAUUUCGUGUAUGUUGCGCUCUGUUUUUCAUCAUUUACAGUGGAGGCUAUUGGAUGCUUCUGGGAUACUCGAGAUCGGGCGUUACCAGUAUUGUUAAAAAAUAUACGGGAACAAAUUGACUGGUAUCAUAUGGAAAAAACUGUGGCAGCAUGCUCAAAGUUGACUCAACAACAACAUUACAAGGUUAGUACAUGGUAAUUCGUCUAAUGGUCAGCUUACUGAAACUAGAAUAGAUACAAUUUUGAGGUAUGUAAACUCGUCUCCAUCUCGAGCAACACAAAACACAGGGCGUUAUGCUCCCGACUACACCAACUGAAUCGCCCCACGUAAGGGAAUCCAAGACAGUGUUAGAUUCUGGAUUCAACGCCGUGCAUUCCAGAUUCCAGGUACUGGAUUCCGGAUUCCUUGAGCUGUAUACCGGAUUCCAAAGCCCAGGAUUCCAGAUUUCCAAGAUAGAAUUCCCGGAUUCCGGAAUCCUUUACAUGGGCGAAACUGAACAUUGUAGGCACGUCACGUUAUUAGAGAGCUUUAGAUUCUAAGACGAGUACGACUACGAGUACGAGAUUUUCUCGGUAUUACAGUAAGUAGUGCUCGCGCGUGAACCAGCGUCAUUUUGGCACGAAAAGGCGGUAGCCGUCGUCAUUUUACGACGACUUUUAGCGAGAAUGUCGAAGUAGCGGAAACAAGAUGUCAAAUGUUAAACGUUUUAUCAUUUUGCGCUCGGGAGAGGGUGUAACCUCCUUCACUAAAGGUAACCUCCUUCACUUUCUGCAUUUGAUUGGUUAACAGUGGCUUUCAGCUUAAUUUUCCUAGUGAAAAACCUUUGCGGGUGAAAACAAAUAAUAGCGUAAUUUCCGGGAGUCUAUUUCAUUUUCAGAAUACGGCUCGAAAAAACUUGAAAUCAAAUCUCGAACUCGUAGUCGUUCUCAGCCCUUUUCUAAUUUAAAAAUGAAGUAUCUAAUUUUGAGAAUACGCGAAAAAACUUGAAGUCAAAUCUCGUACUCGUAAACGUUCUCAGCCCUUGAAUCUAAAGGUAUCUAAUUUGUCCAAGCCACGGCAGCAAUUCUCAAGCCGAACGAUACGAUUGUCGUUUGCAAUACGAAUUUCACAUUGCAAAACUUCGUUCCCGAAUCAAAGCGUGCCUCAAAAAUCCAGCACGAUAUUGUCAAGAAAAUGCUCAUAAAAAUAAUUUUUUUUUAAUUUCUAUUCGCAUAACCCAAGUAAAAAGGAGCUAAAAAUGCUACAAAAUGAAGUGAUUGCUUCCUUAGCUAAACUGCUGAUGAUGUAAUUUUAAUGACCGAUUUUUUUUCGUUAAUGAAAAUUUAUUUCCUGAUAAUGAAGCGCAAAAGGUGUAUUUAUCUGUACAAUAGACUGAAAAACAGUCUGUUACUGUUUCCCCUCAAAAUCGGUUUUUCAAGUUGCGCGCUCGCGCGUUCCUGUCCUACGAAAGAGAAACGGCCUGCUUUACGAUCUAUCUGUAUAUGAAUGCAUAAUCCAGUUUAAAAAAGAUUAAAAAAAAGGUUUUCUUUCGCAUGACCAGAAAAAAGAACAUCGGUCGACAAUCGAAGGUGAAAACAUCCUGGGCAGAAGAUCUCCGGGUAAUACAGUCACAACUUUCCUUUAGAAACAUGAGCUAAUUAUGCUUAUUGCGACGAAGGGAAAUAAGUAAUUCCAGGCUUGCGCUAGCACAAUACCUGAAAAUAUUAAAGGAAUGUCUAGCCCACGGGCAUCAUUUUCUCACGUUUUACGGGCGAGCGAAGGCAAGCGAGAGGAGGGUGUGUGAAAAGCGGGUAGCCCACGCCCUCCACAAGGCUUUGCUCAAAGAACGCCUGUUCUGCAAGCUUAAAGAGGCAUUUUUCUGAUAAUGUGAACGCAAUGUUGUGAUUGCUUGACUGGGCUUUCAUGUAUCUUCUUCGAACAUUUGUUACGGUCGAAGAGCGGCAUUUGCCGGACUCCCAAUUGAACAUGACGUAUUAUAGCGGAGCUCUCGCGCGAGAAGCGGAGCAACAUGGGUAAUAAAAUUUGGUUAUCUGUGCACCCAAGGAAUUUUGGUUCUGAUAAAUUCGUCGGUAGGUACGUCCACCCGUUCACGUUAACAGAUGUGAAAUGUCACACUUACCAGCCCGUAGUCGAAGGCCCAUACAAUUUGUAUUAAACUUUAUAUUAUGGCCAAUUGACAGCUGUCAAAAAAGAGCACCCGCUGACCAGUGUCACAUGUCUGUAUCGCGGGCUCAGGUGCACAACUGAUUGAGUUGAUUUGUUUUGAAAGUUCUCCGCUGUUGUUUUUCAAUUUAUCGCGGGCUUAGGUCACUUUUUUCUUCAGGAGAAAUUCAGUUUGUUUCUCGCUUACGGCAAAAGUUGAAUCACUGCAGAAAGACAUCUCUUAAAAGAUCCCACAAGAGCUUCGCUUUUGGCCUUGGCUAAAUCUAUAUAUUAUCUAUUUGCAGGUGUUUGGCGUACAGUACUAUGGUGAAUGUUGGAGUGGUAGUGCUGACGUCGCCAAGUACGACAAAUACGGCAUCGCACCCCCCGAAAAUUGCUGGGAGGGAGUUGGUGAAGAGUGGACAAACUUUGUGUACAAGCUUGUGUAGAGGGGGGUGAGAAGGAUUUUAUCAAAGACACGUUUUAGAAACAAUGUUGUUAGGGAUUGUUACACACACAUUUUCCUUCUUUGUGAAUGCAUCAACUAAACAUAUUUUACAAAUAAGAAUUUCAAACAGAUACCCCAAAAUGGCCACUCUGUGUGAUCGAUAUCGAGUGUUCAUUUCAAUACUAUAUUACUGCAAGUAUAUUGAGCCACACAGUUUCACUACAUCCUAGCAUUAUGUAGCGAGUAAGUUAUCUUUCUGAGAUGUCUAACGUCUCCACUCCCAAACCCGUGGGGAGCGCGGGGAAGAGAGAAUUCAGACGACCGCAAGAUCCGCGUCCCCCACGCGUUAAGGGGUGGAGGCGACUGACAUUUAUGACUACGAGUAAAUGGCUAUACGUGCGAUGCCAUUUUGACUGAAGUUCUUAACCAAAAGAUCACAACCGACUUGAGAUUCAACCCUGCAAAUCUAAAUGUGUCGCACGUUCCCCGCACUUCACAUUUGAUGAUCACCGCCUGUUACGAGAUUGCCAGGCUAAAUUGUUUGCAAUGGUUUAUACGGAGGAACUUAGAAUUUAAAAAGCUUUCAAUUCAACUGUCUACGCUAUCUUCAACUGACUAACUAAAAGUACAUGUAGAUAAAAAUUGCUAACAGUGAUAUAUUUUCAUUUCAGGGAAGAUAUUUUUCGCAACUGGACUAUUCAAACACAUUGCUGUACACUUGAAAAUCCAAACACUAAUAAAUGACGUA